Odontomachus brunneus is the source of this 54900-nucleotide messenger RNA. RefSeq names its product titin (gene sls). Bases 400 to 53973 code for a protein of 17857 amino acids. The transcript has 80 exons. Gene Ontology annotation, molecular function: protein binding; DNA binding. Lineage: Eukaryota; Metazoa; Arthropoda; Insecta; Hymenoptera; Formicidae. The record is from RefSeq and is a predicted model, not a curated record.
GGCUCAUGGUCGGUUCUCCUCGAGCCGUGAGCUAUCCGAUUCGCAUUCGACCGACGUCUUGGUUUAAAGAAUCACGGGGACAAGACCUUUGAUGAUGACUUGACUUCUGCCGACUGACUGGACUGAGCCGCGGUUACCAGCAGGGUAAACGAAACGAUAUUACGGGGCGAAGCGAGAUAAACGUGAGUGAUUUGCUCCGAUUUGUGCAUCGAGAGUUGCUUAAAUUCCGGGUGAUAAUACGCUACGCCGAAAAGGAGAGGAAAGCGAGAGAGACGCAAAACGGAGAUCUCCGCAGAUCUCCUUAGAUCAGUUUAACAGUUUAUCCGGCACGAGCCGUAAAGUUCGCGACGGAAUCGCCAUUCGAAAGGCCCGCCGAGUUAUUGGAUUCCUCGAGCUAAGAUGAAGCGACAACAGUCCCAGGAACAACAGAGACAGCUGCAACAGCGGCAACAGACCGUCAUGCAGGAACAACAACAACAACAGCAACAAUAUCAGCAACGGACGGAACGACAAGUUACGCGGCAACAGAUCACCAGUCAGCAGAGAGUUCAAGGGGAGGUCGUGAUGCAGUCGACGCCAACGGUACCAGUUUUCACCGGUAAACCGGGUGAUCCCUCGCCGCCCAUUUUCGAACGAAUCUUCAAAAACGCGCGAUUCGCGCAGGGCGGCAAUGCGAUUUUCGAAGGUUGCGUGCGGGGUAAUCCCAAACCGACAGUAUCGUGGACGCACAAGAGUGUGCCGUUAUUGGAAUCACGAAAGAUUCGAAUGUCCUAUGACGACAAUACUGGUGUCGUCACUCUCCAAAUUAAUCAGAUCGGUCCAGGGGACGAGGGAGAGUACACGUGCAGUGCAAAGAACCAAUACGGCGAAGCGAUCUGCUCUGUUUACAUACAACCCGAGGGAUUCGGUCCUCCGGCGCAACAAAUGGCGGACAGUUAUAAGAAAGAAUUUACACAGAGCUUCCAAUCGAGCGAUCAGAGGAUGCAGACCGGAGGUCAAGUCUUCCAACAACGAAGCUACCAGCAAACGGUAGACAAGAGAAGCUAUGUGAAUGGUACAUCGACGAGCAUCGAGGACUUCAAGGUCGACACCUUCGAAUACAGGCUGUUACGCGAAACGGAGUUUCGCGAGUCGAUCACUCGCCGUUUCGUCGGUGAAUCCGACAUUCAAAUUUCUACGACGAUCGAUCGCACCUUGGGACCGGUCGCACCCCCGCAGAUCACACAGAAACCCAGAAACUCGAAACUCAUCGAAGGAUCGGAUGCUGUUUUCACCGCGAAAAUCACCGGCAACCCUAAGCCAAGGUUAACAUGGUUCAAGAACGGCCAGAGAAUCAAAGAUUCCCAACGCGUGGAGACGAGCUAUUCGAAUCAACAAGCUACCUUACGAAUUCGAGUUGCCCAGUCGGACGACAGUGGCCAUUACACAUUAUUGUCCGAAAAUCCUCAAGGGUGCACCGUCAGCUCCGCUUACUUGGCGAUUGAGUCCAGCGAUCAAGUAGAUCAAGCGCAUCAAAGGGAAUUCAUUCAGACCCAACAAGCGGAAUCGACCACUGAGUCUACCGACUCCGGCAAAGUAUUGCCGCCAAAUUUCGUUCGCACUUGCACAGAUAGGGAGACUACCGAAGGCAAGAUGACGAGAUUCGACUGUCGCGUAACCGGUCGUCCGUAUCCCGAGGUGACUUGGUAUAUAAAUGGCCAACAAGUCGCUAAUGACUUGACACACAAGAUUCUCGUGAACGAGUCCGGAAAUAACUCGCUGAUGAUCACGAACGUGAGUCGUGCCGAUGCCGGCGUAGUAACGUGCAUUGCUCGAAACAAGGCCGGAGAAACAUCCUGCCAGUGUAACCUGAGCGUCAUCGAAAAGGAACAAGUGGUUGCGCCGAAAUUCGUCGAGCGCUUCGUCACCACGAGCGUGAAGGAAGGAGAACCCGUGGUCUUCAUGGCACGCGCUGUCGGUACACCGGUUCCACGUAUCACAUGGCAAAAGGACGGCGUACCGAUAACCCCCGGCCCCGAAGUACGUAUAUCGAGCGACGGCAGCGGAGCUUCGACUUUGGAUAUCCCGCGCGCUAAAUUCUCCGAUGCAGCCUGGUACCAAUGCACCGCGCAAAAUGUGGCCGGUUCCACCGCCACCCGAGCGCGGCUCUUCGUCGAGACACCUAAAGGAACGGCCCCGGAACCAAGACGCCUGAAUUUACCCCGACCGACGAAAAUCAUCGAACCAGAACCAGCGCCUGGCCCCGAAGUGAUUUAUUUGAGGCACGUGGAGCGCGCCAAACCUUAUCUGCCGCCACCUGAGGAAGAUAAAAUUUAUCCGCCGCCACGUUUCAUUAUACCGUUGAAGGAUGUCCAUCAGAUCGAAGGUGGACGAAUUCACUUCGAGGCCAGAAUCGAACCGGUGGGCGACCCCACUAUGAGGGUGGAGUGGUACGUCAACGGCAAAGCACUAGACGCGAGUUCCCGAGCAACAUCCAUCUUCCGCUUCGGCUUCAUCUCACUCGAUCUCAUUAGUAUCGUUCUUCAAGACAGCGGCGAAUACGUGUGCCGCGUCGUCAGCUCGACCGGAGUCGCCGAGUCUCGCGCCACCCUCAGCGUGACCCCUCGCGCUACGAUUGAACAAGCGAGCCAACACCCCGACAGUCUUCAGUACAUCCAACAGCUCGAGGAUUACAGCAAGUACCAAAGGCAAGAGAGCGUGGAGGAGACCUCUUCACAGCGGCCGGUUUUCAUCCGUCCGCUCCAGGAUCUUGGUGAGCUACAGGAAGGUCGAAACGCCCAUUUUGAGGCGCAAUUGACUCCUGUUAGCGACCCCACCAUGAAAGUGGAGUGGUACAAGGAUGGAAAACCAAUCACAGCCAGCUCAAGAAUCACUAGCAUCUUCAACUUUGGAUACGUCUCGCUCAAUAUAAUGCACCUACGGGCUGAAGAUGCAGGUUCUUACACAGUGAGAGCUGUGAACCGCUUGGGAGAGGCCAUCAGCUCCGCGACUCUCCGUGUCUUCGCGCGAACGAGCGUAACUACAGACUUGGGUAUCCCCGAGCAACUGAAGUACAUCGAGGCUGCCGAGGAGCUGGAAGCUUAUCAACAGGCCAUGCAUCAGAAAUAUGUGUAUGAACAGCCUGAACCGAGUAGCCCACCGGAGUUUAAAUCGCCUAUUAAAGAUCAGAGCAACAUACGAGAGGGCGGCUUCGCCCAUUUCGAGGCGCGCCUCGAACCAAUUGGCGAUGCCGAUCUUCGUGUCGAAUGGCUUAAGGAUGGACGUCCUGUAGAAGCCAGUUCCCGGAUUACAACAUUCUUUAAUUUUGGCUACGUUGCGUUAACCAUCAAAUACGUAACGAUACACGACGUUGGCGUGUAUACUUGCCGAGCCUACAACAAAGCCGGCGAAGCUCAUACCAAUGCUCAAUUGAGUGUAAUAAGUAAGAACGAUGUUAUUUACGACAGCCAGCAUCCUACGGGUCUGCAGAAGAUCCAAACCCUCGAAGAUUCAAGCAGGUAUACGCGGCAGGUUCAGGAAGAAACGCAGGUUACGCAAGCACCGCGAUUCCUGGGAAAUCUCAAGGGCACCAAUAAGAUCGUGGAAGGACAAAGAGCGCACUUCGAAGCGUGCGUUGAGCCCCAGAGUGAUCUGAGUAUGAAGAUUGAGUGGUAUCAUAAUGGAAAACCCAUUACCGCGGCUAAUAGAAUCCAGACGUAUCACGAUUUCGGGUACGUCGCCAUCGAUAUUCUUCAGGUUCGGUCUGAGGACGCCGGCACAUAUACGGUGGUGGCUACAAACUCCCGAGGAGAAGCUCAACUUUCUGCCACCAUGGUCGUAGAAACGCGUUCCAGCAUAGACACCAGCAGUAUGCACCGCGGCAUUUACGAGAAGACUCAACGCUUAGAGGAAUCCAAGUUCGUCGAGCCGCAUUACCAUAUCGAAGAGAUAUCUAAGUCAAAGCCGAUUUUUAUACAGCCGUUGAACGACCCUAAACCAGUUAGCGAGGGCAAGAACAUUCACUUAGAGUGUCGUCUGGAACCAAUGGGCGACCCAACGAUGAGAGUCGAAUGGUUCCAGAACGGACGUCCUAUCACAGUUGGCUCCAGGUUCCGAACAUACUAUGAUUUCGGAUUCGUCGCACUCGACAUAGUACAUGUCACUGUUUACGAUUCUGGCGAAUACACGGUCAGAGCCACUAAUCAUCUGGGUACCGCGCACACUUCGGCUUGCGUGCGAGUUAUUGGAAGAUCCGACAUCGUCACCGAAACGCAGCACGAGCAAUCGCUCGAGCAAAUACAAAUGCUAGAGGAUUCAUCAAGAUAUCGCAAGACUCAGCAAGAGGAGGUCACUGUGAUGCAAGCUCCUCAGUUCACCCGACCCUUGCACAACAUUGAAACCGUGGAACUGACCAACGUCCACCUGGAAUGUCGUCUUCAGCCGAUCGGCGACUCGACUAUGAAAGUCGAUUGGUUCGUCAACGGACGUCCGGUGAAGACCGGUCAUCGUUUCAGACCGUCUUACGAAUUCGAUUACGUGGCUUUGGACAUCCUCGGUGUCUAUCCCGAAGACUCUGGUGUAUACACCUGCCAAGCAAGAAAUCAGCUCGGCGAGGCAGUCACUUCGUGCUCCGUGAGAGUACACGCGAAGAAGGAUUUGCUUCUCGAAUCGCAACAUCCCGAAGGAUUGGAAAGAAUACAAUAUCUCGAGGACGCUUCGCGAUACAAAAGGCACGAGCUCGUCGACGAAGUUGUCAAUGUGAAGCCCAAAUUCAUCACAAAGCCAAAGAAUCAAGAGAACCUCCGAGAAGGACAACACGCCCAUUUUGAGUGCAAAUUGGAGCCGGUGACGGAUUCGAAUUUGAAAGUCGAGUGGUUCAAAAACGGUCGUCCAGUAACAAUAGGACACCGAUUUCGUCCGAUUCACGAUUUCGGUUACGUCGCAUUAGACGUGAUCGACCUGAUCGCCGAGGAUUCUGGCACUUACACUUGCCGCGCCGUUAAUCUGGUAGGCAGCGACGAAGUGUGCUGCACUUUAUCGUGUCGCUUGACCGCUCAAAUUUUAACGGACACGCAAAAUGAAGUUGGACUCGAGCAAAUUCAAUAUCUUGAGGACAGAUCGAAAUACCAAAGACAAGAAGUCAUCGAAGAAACAACCACUCAAGCGCCCAUUUUCACAACUUCGCUGAAUAAUGUCGAGAUAAAGGAAGGUCAACGAGCACACUUUGAGUGCCGUUUAAUUCCUGUAUCCGACGCGACCAUGAAAGUCGAAUGGUUCCACAAUAACGUGCCCGUAAAAGCUGGUUCCAGAUUCGUCGAGACGAACAGUUUCGGUUUCGUCGCGCUCGAUAUCAUGUACGCGUAUCCUGAAGAUUCUGGAACGUACACUUGCAGAGCCAAGAAUAUCAUCGGCGAAGCUAUCACUUCUGCGACCGCUGUCGUUCACUCUAAGAAAUCGAUCUACACGGAGACACAAAAUGAAGAAACGCUUCAACGUCUUCGCAACUUGGAGGACACGUCUCGCUAUCAGCGUAAGACUACAACCGAGGAAAUCGUCACACAAGCACCUGUUUUCACGACGCCGAUAAAGGAUCUCCGCGUCGCCGAGAACCAAGCGGCGCAUUUCGAGGCGCGUGUCAUCCCAGUUGGAGAUCCGAAGCUCAAAGUAGAAUGGCUGCGAAAUGGAGUUCCCAUUUCUGCCUCAAAUCGCGUGACGACUAUGCACGACUUUGGAUACGUCGCCUUGAACAUGAAGUAUGUCAAUCCCGAAGACUCAGGCACUUACACGUGCCGUGCGACAAACGAACUCGGAGAAGCAGUUACUUCGGCAACAUUGUUCGUCCAAUCCAAGGCGGCCUUGCAAUUUGAAUCGCAACACGAGAGUGCUUUGUCGAAACUCCAAGCCCUAGAGGAUACCUCGAAAUAUCAGCGUCGUGAGGAAGAUGAGAUCGUGGUAAAUGAAAAGCCGUCCUUUACGGUCCAACUGAACGGGCCUACCAAUCUAGUUGAAGGUCAAAGCGCACACUAUGAGUGUCGCAUAGAGCCUUAUCCUGAUCCCAAUAUGAAGGUGGAGUGGUUCCACAAUGGCAAACCACUGUCCACCGGUCACAGGUAUAGAACUACCUGCGACUUUGGAUUCGCGUCGCUGGACGUGUUGACCGUGUACGCUGAGGAUUCGGGCACGUAUACUUGCCAGGCCACCAAUAAAUUAGGGUCGGCCAAGAGCUCGAUUAAUCUUGACGUGAAAUCGCGAGCGUCGAUUAUUCAUGAUACACAGCACGAGAGCGCGUUGAAGAAGAUACAAUUCCUCGAGGAUGACUCGCGAUACAAGCGCAUACCCGAGGAAGACAAAAUUAUUGCCGAGAAGCCCGCUUUCGGCCGACCACUGAAGAAUAUUGAACACCUGCCGGAAGGCAAGAAUGCUCAUCUUGAAGCUACAUUGACACCCGUGAACGAUCCGACAAUGGUUGUCGAAUGGUUCAGAAACGGACGUCCUAUUCCUCAGGGACAUAAAUUUAAAACUACUUAUGACUUUGGAUACGUCGCUCUCGAUAUUCUAUACGCUUAUCCUGAAGAUUCUGGCACCUACAUGUGCAAAGCAAGGAACGCCGUUGGCGAGGCCGUUACUACUUGUGUGAUCAGCGUGGAUUCAAAGCAAGGCUUGUUCCUGGACACGCUGGACGCUCAGCGUUUACAGAAAAUUCGUGAACUGGAAACUGUCGAAAUCAAGCAGGAAGUUGAGAAAGAGAUUAUUCACCAGAAACCUGUGUUCCUGACACCGUUGAACAAUCUGGAUCAUCUCAAGGAAGGCGAGCACGCUCAUCUGGAAUGCCGUGUCGAGCCAAUCAACGAUCCAAAUUUGAAAAUCGAAUGGUUUGUCAAUGGAGUCGCAAUUAAAACUGGUCAUCGCUUCCGUACUACACACGAUUUUGGUUACGUUGCUCUCGAUAUUCUUUACACCUAUCCCGAAGAUUCCGGUACCUACAUGUGCAAAGCUACCAAUCUGGCCGGCGAAGCCGUUAACACUUGCACCAUCAAAGUUGGCUCACGUCGAAGCAUUCUCCUGGACACUCAACAUCCAGACGGGCUAGAAAAGAUUCGAGAAUUAGAGGCUCAAGGUCGCCCCGCACGAUUGGAAGUUGAGGAACCGCCAGUGACACCACCGAGAUUCGUCACUGAACUCAGGGGCACAACGGAAAUAUACGAGGGACAAACUGCUCACUUCGAGUGCCAAAUCGAGCCACUGCACGAUGCCAACCUGCGAAUCGAGUUCUUCCACAAUGGCAAGCCGUUACCGUCGGCAGCGCGUUUCCACGUAACGUUCGACUUCGGAUACGUGGCUUUAGACAUCGGCCACGCCGUGCCCGAGGACGCAGGACAAUACUCUGUGCGAGCAAUCAACGCGCUAGGACAAUGUGUGUCGUCUAUCGAACUCAAGGUGAUUCCGCGGGACAACAUUAUCCUGGACUCACAACGGCCGGAAGGCAUGGACAAGAUCCGAGAGCUCGAGGCUCAGCAGCCGUGGAAGAGACCGGAUGUGCCGGAGCCUCAAACCCGGCAGCGACCUGUCUUCACGCAACCUCUGCAAAACAUCGAUGGCAUCGCCGAGGGUCAUACCGCGCACUUCGAGUGCAGGCUCAUACCCGUGGGCGAUCCUAUGCUCAAAGUGGAGUGGUUCAGGAACGAAGUGCCUCUCGAGACAAGUUCUCGAAUCACAAAGGUGCAUGACUUCGGUUUCGUAUCCUUGGACAUUGCUCACGUACGCGACGAAGACGAAGGUGUUUACAUGUGUCGCGCUUCUAAUCCUUUGGGUGAAGCUGUUACCACAGCUUCGAUGAAGAUUAAGACCAAGGCGAGUAUACAACUCGACACUCAGCAUCCAGAAGCUCAACGUAGAAUCGCUCAACUGGAAGCCGACAAGGGAGUUGGCCGACCCGAGGAGCCGGAGAAGGUCUUCGAUAAACCGAUCUUCACGCAAUUGUUAACCGGUCCCACCGAGCUCUGGGAAGGACAAAUGGCUAGAUACGAAUGCAGAGUUGUUCCCGUUGGCGAUGCAAGUUUGAGAUUCGAAUGGUACAUGAAUGGAGUCGAAUUGAAAAUGGGCUCACGCUUCCACGUAAGCCACGACUUUGGGUACGUGACGUUGGAUAUUCUGAAAGUAAUCUCUGAGGACUCCGGAGUCUACACUUGCAAAGCGAUCAACAAUGCGGGCGAGGCUGUCUCAUCAAUCUCGCUGAAAGUGAAAGCGCGAUCGGCCAUCGAUUCGGACAGUAUACAGGCAAACGCGUGGCAGAAGAUUCAAUUGAAGGAAGCGGAAAUGAACAAAGUGCCAGAAAUGUUCGUCGACACGACGCCGCAACAGGCGCCAGUCUUCACCAAGCACCUCGAGAGCUACGACAAGCUUGUAGAAGGUCAACGCGUAUACCUGGAAGCUCAGGUGGAACCACGAGCAGAUCCCAAUUUGAGAGUAGAAUGGUUCAAGAACGGUAUACCUUUGCAGACUGGAACUAGACUCCGUAGCACAUUCGAUUUUGGCUUAGUGACUUUAUCGAUCAACGGUCUGAGAGCGGAUGAUUCUGCAAUUUACACUUGCAAGGCAACCAAUCUUUUGGGAGAAGCCGUGUCUACCUGCACCUUAAAGAUCGCCGACCGCCAUUGGCUUUUGGGAGACACUUUGCAUCCGGACGCUUUGUCGAAGAUCGACGCUCUGGAGCAGCCUCACAUAAUUUCCGCUGAACAACCCGAGCCUAUCUACGAAGAACCGGUGUUCAUCACUCACCUCAACAACGUGGAAUGCAUUGAAGGUGAAAACGCUCACUUUGAGUGUAACGUUGAACCAUCGAAAGAUCCAACCAUGAAGAUCGAGUGGUUCCUGAACAGUAAACCUUUACCGACUGGCGCGAGAUUCAAGUCCACCUAUGAUUUUGGCUACGUUGCUCUAGACUUGACUCAUGCUUACGAAGAGGAUUCUGGAGUAGUCACCGUCAAAGCCACAAACUCUAAGGGAAGCGCGCAGACCUCGGGUACCUUAAAAUGCACCAGCAAGCAAAAUAUCUAUCUGCAAACGCAACAUCCACAAGGAGAAGCCGGAUUUGAGAAAGUAAAGGAAGCCGAGGACGCGUACUUGUCCAAGUACAAGAGACCAGAGGAUGCUCCCGAGCACGAAUAUCCCAAACCGAUUUGGACAGUGCCUCUUUUGCCAGAGUUCAAACUGGGAGAGUCUGAACCGUUACAUCUAGAAGGACAAGUCGAGCCGAAGGAUGAUCCAAAUUUGAAGAUUGAUUGGUACUUCAACGGGAAACCUUUGGAACACGGCUCACGCUUCAAGAUGACUAGCGAUUUUGGAUUCGUCACUCUAGACCUAACAGAUGUUUACGAGCGUGACUCCGGCAUUUACACUUGCAAGGCUCAUAACCGAGCGGGCGAGGCUUUCACAUCAACGACAGUUUAUUGCUCCACGAAGGAGAAUAUCAUCGAAAAGUCGCAACAUCCUAAAGGCAAAGAAGGUCUCGAGGCGAUUCAGGACUUGGAGGAGUCUCUGAAACGACAAGAAGGACUUCCACCAAGCGACGAAGAGGGUCAACCGCCGAUGUUCACGUCGCAAUUCGAGAAUCUAACCAAUUUAUCAGAAGGAGAAAUCGCUCACUUCGAGGCGUCUCUCAUUCCUACCGGCGAUCAAACUAUGGUGGUUGAAUGGUUUUAUAAUGGCAAGGCAUUGGAAGCUAGUCACCGUACGAGAACAGUUUACGCUUUCGGCAUGGUUGUGCUCGAGGUUCUCGGAACUAAAAUCGAGGAUUCCGGUACCUACACUUGCAGAGCCACUAACAAGUGGGGCAAAGCGGAAAUCAGCGUGGAACUGGAAUGCGUGGACAAGUCCAAGGGACAGAAACCAAAAUUCACCACACAGAUUCAAUCGUUAGAGGGUUUGAAGGACGGCCAAUCCGCUCACUUUGAGUGCACUCUGAUCCCGGUGGGUGAUCCUCAUAUGAAAGUCGAAUGGUUCCAUAACGGUAAGCCUCUGCGACAUUCUUCGCGCUUUAAGAUGGUGUCCGAUUUUGGAUUCGUUGUUAUGGACAUUGCUGGAGUGAUGUCUCACGAUACCGGCGAAUACGUUUGUAAAGCCAGUAACAAAUACGGCGAGGAUUAUACAAAGGCCACAAUCAAGUGCUUCGGAAAGAGCGGAGUCUACUUAGACUCCUUACAGCCAGACUCGCUCGCCAGAAUCCGAGAGCUCGAGAGUUACGGCGGAGAGCAAGCAACCACCCCGACAACUCCAGUCGCUGAACCGCCGAAAUUCAUUACGCAGAUCGCCGACAUUACGAAGCUCGUGGAAGGACAGUCGGCGCACUUUGAGGCCAGACUAACUCCGGUAACCGAUCCCGACUUGAAGGUCGAAUGGUAUUACAACGGUAAGAAGCUUCCUCACGGCCAUCGAUACCGCACUUUCCACGAUUUUGGCAUCGUCAUCUUGGAUAUACUCUAUUGUUACGAGGAGAAUUCCGGAGCUUAUGAAUGCAGGGCCGUCAAUAAGUACGGCGAAGAUUCUACAAAAGCGACGCUCAAAUGCUUCUCCAAGGCUAAUCUCGUGUUGGAGUCGCAGUUGCCGAAAGGUAUGGAAGGAGGCCUUGAGAAGAUCCAAAACCUCGAAGAUGCGAUGAUACGUACAAAGGAUGAGAAGGUCGUGGAGGAGCGUGGCAAGGCACCUGUGUUCACUGUGCCUUUGAGUAAUAUCGAUGGACUUCGCGAGGGAGAAAGCUCGCAUUUCGAAGCACGAUUGACACCUACGGACGAUCCAAAAUUGAAGGUCGAAUGGUUCUGGAACGGUAAACCGUUGCGAACGGGAUCUCGUUUCCGCACCUUCUGCGACUUUGGUUUCGUCAUUUUGGAAAUUUCCCCCAUUUACCCCGAGGAUUCCGGCGAAUACAGUUGCAGAGCGACGAACGACUAUGGCGAGGCUGUGACAACGUGCACGAUGAAGUGUACGGGCAAACGCAGCAUUAUCUUGGAAUCCCAACUGCCCAAAGGUAUGGAGAGCACGAUCGAUAAGAUUGCUGAGUUGGAAGGCCUUGGAAACGUCCCGGGUCAAGCUAGUCCCGACGACGAUACUGGAAGACCGCCUGAGUUCAUCACGACUCCUUCCGAUCUGACUCUGGCCGAAAACUCUCUUGCUCAUUUCGAGUGUCGGCUACAGCCGAUCAAUGACUCUAGCAUGAGGGUCGAGUGGUUCCACAACGGCAAACCUCUUCUCGCCGGAAGCAGAGUGAAAACGAUCCAUGACUUUGGUUUCGUCAUUCUGGAAGUCGCGAAUUGCUAUCAACGUGACUCCGGCUUGUAUACUUGCAAAGCCACCAAUCGUCAUGGCGAGGCGACCGUAUCGUGCAAACUUCAAGUGCGGGGUCGUCAGGGUAUCAUCUUGGAACCUCAAUUGCCGAGCAACUUUAAAACCGGUACGGAAAGCAUUCAGAAAUUAGAAGAAUCCCUGUACAAAAAAGAUGAGAUCUUAGCGGAGGAGGAGAAACCGAAUCCGCCGAGAUUCAUCGUCGAGUUGAAGGAUAUCGAAGUUGAAGAAGCCGGACCGAGUCAUUUCGACUGCAGAGUCGAGCCUGUCGGUGAUUCCUCCAUGCGCAUCGAUUGGUUCCACAACGGUCGGCCUUUCGCGACAGGCUCUCGAGUUCAUCAGAUCAACGACUUUGGAUUUAUAUCUUUGGAUAUGUCGUACACGUACGCCCGAGACAGCGGUGAAUACGUCUGCAGAGCUACUAACAAAUGGGGUUCUGCUACUACUAAGGCCACUAUCACUUGCAAAUCCAAGAAAGCGAUAGACUUUGAUUCUCAACUGCCAUCGGGGAUGAGUGGCGAGAAGUUGAAGGAAUUAGAGCGAGGACCAGUCACUCAAGCUCCCGCGGAAGAACCACCACGUCAACCUCCUCAUUUCAUCACGCAGAUUCAAUCAGCGACCGUUGACGAGUCUGAACCAAUCAGAUUUGAAUGCCGCGUAGAGCCCAAGGAUGAUCCUAACCUGCGCAUCGAAUGGUACAGAAACGACAAAUUGAUACCUGCAGGACACAGAUACAGAGCGGUGUAUGAUAUGGGAUUCGUAUCGAUGGACAUUCUAUACGUGUAUCCCGAAGAUUCCGGCGAAUACGUUUGUAAAGCAAUCAACGAUCUUGGAGAGGACACCACCCGCGCCUCAGUUUCUUGCAAAAAAUUGCCGAGUAUCAUUCUGCAGAAUCAAGUACCAAAGGGCAUGAAAAAAUCCGAAGCUCUGAUGCAGAUGGAAGCGACAAUCAAGAAGUACACUUCGGAGGUUCACUUGACUGAGGAUGAUCUAUACGACGCGGAUAAAAAACAACCACCUCGUUUCGUCACGCAGAUUCAAGAUCAGAUGGAUCUUGUUGAAAUGAACAGCACCAAGUUCGAAUGCCAACUGGCACCUGUAGGUGAUCCAAAUAUGAAGGUCGAAUGGUUCUUCAACGGUAAACCGUUGCCCCAUAAGAAUCGAUUCACACCCAUCUAUGACUUUGGUUACGUGGCGAUGAACUUUGGUUGGGUCUAUCCGGAAGACAGCGGUGAAUAUUUGUGCAGAGCUACGAAUCUUUACGGUAUGGAUGAAACAAGAGCCGUGAUCAGAACUGCCGGAAAACCAGGAAUUAUCUACGAAUCUCAGCUCCCGAAAGGCAUGAAGAGUAUUGAGAAAAUCAGAGAAAUGGAAGCAGCAUGGCAAAUCGUACCGGAAGAGGAAGGUGAGGAAGAAAAGGUCCGCUCAGCGCCGGUCUUCGUGAGCAAACCAGAACCAGUGACCGUCGAGGAAGGUGACUGGUCUAGGUUCUGCUGUCGAGUUACCGGACAUCCAAGACCUCGAGUCAUGUGGAUAAUUAACAGUCACACAGUAGUCAAUGGGUCCCGCUAUAAAUUGACGUACGAUGGCAUGUAUCAUCUGGAUAUUCCAAAAACUAGGCAAUAUGAUCACGGAAAGGUAGAAGUGAUCGCGAGAAGCUCCGUUGGCGAGACACGCACGGAAACGACCUUGACGGUCAAGCAGCGAAGCGAUGAUUACCGUGGUGUACUGAAAAAUUCGCCAAGACCGUGGUACGAUUAUGGGCUAACACAGUACCAGACCGAGCGACAGAACACAGAGCUCGAGCGUGUGUUCGACGAGCGUCACCAAAGCGUUUCCCAAGGCAUCGAGAUCGCCACAGAGCAUCUCGGGCAUAAGGUCAUCAAAGAACCUGAGACCGACUGGCAAAAGUCUGUUAAGAGCAAAAAGAAUGAAGACUACUACAGUAAGCUGAUGAAUCUCGAGGAGAAGCAGGUGCUCAAAGAGUCCAGAUUGAGAGAGGCCUCUCAUCAGUUCGCUAUUCCUGGCGACAAGCUCGUCUCUAGUUCCUUGGCAAAGGGAAUGGCUUACAAGUACGAAGAAAAUUUAGACGAGACAACUCAACCACCGGCGCAAACACCACCUCCAAAGUACGUGAAGAAGCCGUUCGUUACUGAAGUGGACAUUGACACGGAACGCGUGAAAGCCACAGGGAAAUAUCCGCCGGAGCCGUCCGAGUCCACCGUUCACGGCCGCGAAGUUCACGUAGCCAAACAGAAGCAGACGCAGAAGGAAGUGAAAGGCGAUAUGGAGAUAACGAGGAAGAUCACAGCUACGGAAACGACGGAGGUCGAGCACAAAGGCAAGACGCAGGAACGUGUGGUUCAAGGCCAAGUAAAACCGGCAAAACCGCCCGUCUUUACAAAGAAGAUUCAACCCUGCAGAGCAUUCGAACAGGAGCAGGCUAAGUUCGAGGUCGAAUUUGAUGGAGACCCAUUGCCGACUAUUAAAUGGUACCGCGAAGAUUUCCCAAUCCAAAAUUCGGCCGACCUCCAGAUUUAUACCUUCAGCACCAAAUCGGUGUUGAUUGUCCGGCAAGUCUUCAUGGAAGACUCCGGCGUCUUCUCCGUCAUCGCUGAGAACAGAGGUGGAAAAGCCAAGUGCAGCGCCAACUUAGUCGUGGAGGAGCGCAGGAGGCAACCUGGACGUGGUGGAGCGAUACCACCUAGUUUCUUAUCGACAAUUCAAUCCACUUCACUAGCUACCGGUCAACUCGCUAGAUUCGACGCCAAGAUAACCGGCACUAAACCGUUGGACGUUUAUUGGCUCAAGAAUGGCAAGAAAGUGACGACGGAUAUCCGUUACAAAACUCUGGAAGAAGACAAUACGUUCACCCUCCUGAUCUUAGAGACAGUUCCGGAGGAUACUGGCAAGUACGAAUGCGUUGCAAUCAACAGUGCUGGAGAAGCUCGUUGCGAAGCGGAAUGUACCGUUCGCGGACCCCAAUCCCCGACGAAGACUUCGAAACCCACGACACCGACAGCGGAGAAAGCUCCCACCGUCUUGGAGCCGUUGAAGGAUCAAACUAUCAAGGAAGGAACUUCAGUCGCCUUCGCCUGCAGGAUUACAGGAAAACCAGUUCCUACUGUGCAGUGGAAGAAAGCCGACAAGGUGAUCAAGCCGUCCAAGUAUUUCCAAAUGCAGAAGGAAGGCGAUAUGUGCACUCUGAGGAUUUCCGAGGCGUUCCCCGAAGACGAAGGUGUUUACAAAUGCAUCGCUAAGAACCCAGCCGGUGAGGUGACCACAUCCGCCAAUCUCAGAGUUCUCGCGCCCGACACGGCCGACGUGCUGCCGAAGCUGACGCCUCUGAAGGAUCAGAUCGUCAUGGAAGGACAGCCGGCGCAGUUUAAGACCCAAGUGAGCCCGGCGAAACCCAAGCCGACGAUUCAGUGGUAUCGAGAGGGUGCCCUGAUCCCACAGUCGCCGGACUUCCAGAUGAUUCACGAAGGCAACAACGCGGUGCUACUCAUAGCAACCACCUACGAGGAGGACACCGGCACCUUCACCUGCCGCGCUACUACUUCGGCCGGUACUGUAGAAACAUCCGCCAAACUCAUCGUCAAAAAAAGGACAGAUGUGCGCUACGCGGUUCCCGCGGAAACUGGCGCCGGCACAGAAGUAGAUGAGAGAUUUGGUCCAGAUUCGAGGAAGGAUAUCGUCUUGAGGCCCUUGAGUCUCGACGAAAAUGGUUUACCUGUUGAAGUACAACUUCAAGCAGGCGACGAGUCUCUACCUUGGCGAAAGGGACGCGUUCAGCAUCGACCUCGAAUUAGCGAUUCGAUGCCAUGGCAGAAAGUAAAACCAAGAGAUUCGUCCUUAGACAAGCUCCGAGCCUUCGAGAGCCAGAUAAAACCAUGGACUGAGGAAGAAGUAGUUUUGAAGAAAACUCCGCAGAUUGCCAAGGAUGUAACGAAGGAAAAACUGGAAGAAGUCGAGUUGAGGCCGUCGAAGAUCGAGAAGAAAGAAAUUCAAGCAACUGAUCUUGAAACUGUCAAGUUGAAAUCCGUGCCUAAAGAUACAACAAAGAUCGUCGAAACUGAGGAAAAAAUUGCACGUACUGACGAUACCGCAACUCAACUUUAUUCGGAGGAAACAGAUACCACUCUUUUGAGAAAAUCACGUCGUGUGGAUAAAACUUUGUUGAAGAAGGAGAAAACUGAGGAAGGAAAACCAUGGACAGAAGAGCAAGUAACUUUGAAGAAAACAAAACCAAAAAAUAUCACGGAAGAAGAUACUGUGAAAAAGAUGGAUUAUGUUGAACAGGAAGAUACUUCUUUGCUUACCACUUUAAAGGAGGAAGAAAUGAUAAAGAUACAGAAGGAGCAGCUUGUUCCAGAGAAACUAGAACAGCCAAAAUCAUGGAUAGAGGAAAAGAUCGCCCUGAAAAAGGCAAAACCAGAAAGAAAGGAAGCGCCUAAAGAGACAUUAGAGACCGUCUCAUUGAAACCUUCAAAAAUAGUGAAGAAAGACAUUGCAAAGCCAACUAUAGAAAAGGUAGAUCUCAAACCAGUUCCAACCGAAGGAUCUGAAAUAAUUUCAGUGGAAGAAGACGUUUCACGUGUUGACAUUACCACAGUCAAAGAAACGAGAAGGGAAAGCAAAGAAAUAGAUAGAAUAAUCAUAGAUCAGACCAAACCGUGGACAGAGGAGAAAAUUACAUUGAAGAAAUCCAAACCUAUCCGAAAAGAAAUAGAGAAAGAGGUGGUAGAAACGACAGAAUUGAAACCAUCUAGACCAGCCAAAUCGGUAGUCCAGAAGCCAAGUUUAGAGAAAGUAGAUUUGAAACCAGUCACAAAAGAAAAGACGGAUGUAAGUGUUACAGAAACCACUGAGAAGGUCGGUUAUGUUGAACAGGAAGAUACUACGUUACUUCAAGUUUCCACUGAGACGCAGGAUGUUACCAAGAUGAAACCAUCAAAGAAACCAACACGCAAAGAUGUAGCACCAUAUGCUGCGGAAGAAGAUAUUGCCCUGCUUAAAGUUACAUCCGAACGAGAAACCACAAUUAAAGUCGACAAAAAACCAAAGAAGGAAGAGGAAAUCCCACAAAAAACAUUGCAGACUAAACCAUGGACGGAAGAAAAAGUGAUGUUAAAACGGACAAAACCGGAGCAAAAAGAAAUACAGAAGGAGACUUUGGAAGAAGUAUCGUUAAAACCAGUACAAAAAGUAGAGAAAGUAGUAUCAAAGGAGGAAGUAGAAAAAAUCGAUUUGAAACGUGUCGAAGUAAAAACUACGGAAGAUAUUGAAGAGAAGAAAACCACCGUUGUAAAACUCGAUGUUAAAAAGCAACAGGAUAAAACACCGUAUCACGAAGAAGAGGAUAAGGCUAUUCUCGAAGUAAGUAAAGAUGUAGAGUCUACUAAGAAAAGAACGUUAGAAAAAACUGUUCGACCAAAAGAUGAGAAGCAACCCGUCACAGAUGUACCAUACACAGAAGAGGAAGAUAAAAUGAUCCUCGCAAUCGAUAAAACCGAUGAAACAACUGUAAAACAAAUAAAAGAGGAGGUAUCUCUACCGUGGAUUAGAGGAAAGAAAGCGAAAGAAAAGAAACAAGUUGAAGAGAAGCCGGAAGAGACUCUUCCAGUACUCAAGAUUCCUUUCAAAGACAAACCACGAAAAAUAAUUGAGCAGAAAGAAGAGCCAAUCGAAGAUAUACGAGCGGUAACGUUGAAACCAAUGAAACGUCCGGAACGAACUCAAGAAGUUGUCGAACAGGAGAAAAUCGAAUUGAAACCGGUACAACGUAUACCAAAAGUAGAAAAAGAGAAAGAAGAAAUUGUACUAAAGCCCAUUCCAAAGCCGAAGGUCGACGAAAAAGAAAUAAAGUUGGAACCGUCUCAAGUAAGUAAACCUGAAGAGAAACCAGAAGAAGAUAAGUCUUCAGAGAUUUCAGAAGCUCCUUGGCGUCGUAAACCAAAGCCUGUGAAAAUUCAGAAAAUUCCAGAUACAGAAGCACCAGAAGAAGAGAAGUUUAAGGAACAAGUAGAGUUGCCUUGGAAACGUGGAAAGAAACCAGCCGUUGUUAAAUCAGAAAAACCAGAAGAGGAAGUGAAAGAAGAUAUUAAGGAGAUAUCCGAAAUAACAUGGCGAAAACCUAGAAAAGAUAAAGAGAUCAAAGUUGUUAAAGAAGAACCGCCAAUUGAAGACAUUACAUCCAUUAAGUUAAAACCGACAAAACGGCAGGAGAAACUGGAAGAAAAGAAAUCGAUGGAAGAGAUUGCUCUCAAACCAGUAAAACGUACAACUAAAGAACAAGAAGAACGUGAACAAAUAACUCUCAAACCAUUCGUAAAAGAAAAAGAAGAAAUAACUUUAAAACCAGAAAAAGUUAGCGAAAUUAUUAAUGGCGAAGUACCUACUGAGAAAACAGAAUUACCAUGGAAACGUGGAAAGAAACUAGUGCCAAAAGUAACACAGGAAGUGGAAAAACCUAAAAUCGAAGAAAUAACACCCGAACCGAUUAAAAGAAUUGAAAAGCCAGAGAAACUUGAAGAAAAACCUGAAGUUGUUCAGCUGAAACCAGUGAAAAGAAGAGAGAAACCAGAAGAACCAAAACCCGAGGAAGUCGUAUUAAAACCUGUGAAAAGACUUCCUAAAGAAGAGGAAACGAAGGAAGAGAUUAGCUUGAAACCAGUGGAAAGAAAGAAACCGGAGGAGAAACCGGAGGAAGUUAAAUUAAAACCAGUGAAACGAAUAGAGAAACCAGAAGAACCAAAACCCGAGGAAGUCGUAUUAAAACCUGUGAAGAGACUUCCUAAAGAGGAGGAAACGAAGGAAGAGAUUAGUUUGAAACCAGUGGAACGAAAGAAACCGGAGGAGAAACCGGAGGAAGUUAAAUUAAAACCAGUAAAGAGAAUAGAGAAACCAGAAGAACCAAAACCUGAGCAAGUCGUAUUAAAACCUGUGAAAAGACUUCCUAAAGAGGAGGAAACAAAGGAAGAAAUUAUCUUGAAGCCGGUGGAAAGAAAGAAACCGGAGGAGAAACCAGAAGAAAAACCGGAAGAUGUUCAGCUGCAACCAAUAAAAAUAGAGAAACCUGAAGAAUCAAAGCCCGAAGAGGAAAAACCAACAGAGGUGAUGGAAAUGCCGUGGCGGCGUGGAAAGAAACUAGUACCAAAAGUAACACAGGAAGUGGAAAAACCUAAAAUCGAAGAAAUAACACCCGAACCGAUUAAAAGAAUUGAAAAGCCAGAGAAACUUGAAGAAAAACCUGAAGUUGUUCAGCUGAAACCAGUGAAACGAAUAGCGAAACCAGAAGAACCAAAACCCGAGGAAGUCGUAUUAAAACCUGUAAAAAGACUUCCUAAAGAGGAGGAACCGAAGGAAGAGAUUAGCUUGAAACCGGUGGAACGAAAGAAAUCGGAGGAGAAACCGGAGGAAGUUAAAUUAAAACCAGUGAAACGAAUAGAAAAACCAGAAGAACCAAAACCCGAGGAAGUCGUAUUAAAACCUGUGAAGAGACUUCCUAAAGAGGAGAAAACGAAAGAAGAGAUUAGCUUGAAACCGGUGGAAAGGAAGAAACCAGAAGAGAAACCGGAGGAAAAACCCGAAGAUGUUCAGCUGAAACCAAUUAAAAUAGAGAAACCCGAAGAAUCAAAGCCCGAGGAGGAAAAACCAACAGAGGUGAUGGAAAUGCCGUGGCGGCGUGGAAAGAAACUAGUACCAAAAGUAACACAGGAAGUGGAAAAACCUAAAAUCGAAGAAAUAACACCCGAACCGAUUAAAAGAAUUGAAAAGCCAGAGAAACUUGAAGAAAAACCUGAAGUUGUUCAGCUGAAACCAGUGAAACGAAUAGAGAAACCAGAAGAACCAAAACCCGAGGAAGUCGUAUUAAAACCUGUGAAAAGACUUCCUAAAGAAGAGGAAACGAAGGAAGAGAUUAGCUUGAAACCAGUGGAAAGAAAGAAACCGGAGGAGAAACCGGAGGAAGUUAAAUUAAAACCAGUGAAACGAAUAGAGAAACCAGAAGAACCAAAACCCGAGGAAGUCGUAUUAAAACCUGUGAAAAGACUUCCUAAAGAAGAGGAAAUGAAGGAAGAAAUUACCUUGAAACCGGUGGAAAGGAAGAAACCGGAGGAGAAACCAGAAGAAAAACCGGAAGAUGUUCAGCUGAAACCAAUGAAAAUAGAGAAACCUGAAGAAUCAAAGCCCGAAGAAGAAAAACCAACAGAGGUGAUGGAAAUGCCGUGGCGGCGUGGAAAGAAACUAGUGCCAAAAGUAACACAGGAAGUAGAAAAACCUAAAAUCGAAGAAAUAACACCCGAACCGAUUAAAAGAAUUGAAAAGCCAGAGAAACUUGAAGAAAAACCUGAAGUUGUUCAGCUGAAACCAGUGAAACGAAUAGAGAAACCAGAAGAACCAAAACCCGAGGAAGUCGUAUUAAAACCUGUGAAAAGACUUCCUAAAGAAGAGGAAACGAAGGAAGAGAUUAGCUUGAAACCAGUGGAAAGAAAGAAACCGGAGGAGAAACCGGAGGAAGUUAAAUUAAAACCAGUGAAACGAAUAGAGAAACCAGAAGAACCAAAACCCGAGGAAGUCGUAUUAAAACCUGUGAAAAGACUUCCUAAAGAAGAGGAAACGAAGGAAGAAAUUAGCUUGAAACCAGUUGAACGAAAGAAACCGGAGGAGAAACCGGAGGAAGUUAAAUUAAAACCAGUAAAGAGAAUAGAGAAACCAGAAGAACCAAAACCCGAGGAAGUCGCAUUAAAACCUGUGAAAAGACUUCCUAAAGAAGAGGAAACGAAGGAAGAGAUUAGCUUGAAACCAGUGGAACGAAAGAAACCGGAGGAGAAACCGGAGGAAGUUAAAUUAAAACCAGUGAAACGAAUAGAGAAACCAGAAGAACCAAAACCCGAGGAAGUCGUAUUAAAACCUGUGAAGAGACUUCCUAAAGAGGAGGAAACGAAGGAAGAGAUUAGCUUGAAACCAGUGGAACGAAAGAAACCGGAGGAGAAACCGGAGGAAGUUAAAUUAAAACCAGUAAAGAGAAUAGAGAAACCAGAAGAACCAAAACCCGAGGAAGUCGUAUUAAAACCUGUGAAAAGACUUCCUAAAGAAGAGGAAACGAAGGAAGAGAUUAGCUUGAAACCAGUGGAAAGGAUGAAACCAGAGGAGAAACCGGAGGAAAAACCCGAAGAUGUUCAGCUGAAACCAAUUAAAAUAGAGAAACCUGAAGAAUCCAAGCCCGAGGAGGAAAAACCAAAAGAAGUAACAGAAAUGCCGUGGCGACGUGGUAAACGAGUUAAAAAAGUCGUCGAUUUCAGAGAUGAAGUUACCGUAGUGCCCAUCGACCAAGAAGAAUCAGUUACAGAAGUUAGCGAAGAGAAAGAAACAGUGAUAAUUACAACGAAAGAUAUAGAAGAAAAGAUUGAAAAGAAAGUAGAACCAAUUCAAUUUCACGAAGAAAAACAAGUAACCGAGGAAGUGGUUGCAACAAGCGAAGUUUCGUGGAGAAAGAAAAAGCCAAAGCCAAUAAAAUUAGAAGAGGAAAAAGAAACUGUUGUAUUGAAGCCCGUCGAAAAAGCAGAAAAAUUAGAACCUAAGAAACCCGAAGAGCAUGUCCCGACUAUAGUUAAAGAGGAAAUAUUAACCGAGGUAAUUGAAAAGGACGUGAUUCAACCGAAACCCGUUCUCCAGAAAAUUGAGAAAGAAAAAGUAAUAGAGGAAGUUAAAUUAAAGCCGGUAAUUAAAGAAGUCACGGAAGAAAAACCAAAGGAAGAAAAAAUUAUCGAGUUAAAACCUGUGCAAUUGGAGGAGCAAAUAAUGAAAGUGGACGAGAAAGAUGAAACUGUUACUGAAAUAACUAAAAUAAAAAAGAGAAAAGAGAAGAUCGUGCCUAUUGUCGAAGAGAAAGAAAAAAUUGUCACAGAAAUAGAGGAAGUUAAAGAAAUCGAGGACAUCGAAUUACAAGUUAAGAAAGAUGUCACGCAAGUGGAAGACCGUAAGAGGAAACGUAGGCCACGUGCUCAGGUUGACAUUACCAUUGUAGAUAAAGACAAGACUAUCGCUCCGCGAUUUAUACAAAAGUUGCAGCCUGUUAUUGUGGAGUUUGAAAAGCCUGCCAAGUUCACGUGCACUGUCAUAGGAAAUCCCUUCCCCGAAAUUACUUGGUAUAAAAAUGAACAAGAACUCCAUGCCAGUGAAAAGUAUAUCAUGACAAUAUAUGAGACAACAGCGGCUUUGGAAAUUACAAAAGUAAAAGAAGAAGACGCUGGACUAUAUUCUUGCAGAGCUUCCAAUCCAGCUGGAGUGGCAACAUCCACUGUCAAUCUCGUGAUAUUCGAAAAAGAAGAGGAGGGCAUAGCGCCACAUUUCCCAACGCCAAUCAAGCCGUUGGUGGUCGAAGAACACAAACCUGCUCUGCUAGAAUGCGUUGUGACUGGUACACCGAUGCCAGAGGUGAAGUGGUACCGCGGUGAGAAGGAAGUCAAGCCAAACGAAAGGACCGAAAUGACGUUCAACCCGACAACUGGAGAAGCCAAACUUAGAAUUUUGGAACCGACUCCUGAGGAUGAGACGAUCUAUCGCGUUCGCGCCGUGAAUAAAUUCGGUCGUGCUGAAUGCAGAGCUAAUCUGGUGAUCAGUAACAUUGUGAAAGUCAGCAAACCAGCUGUCCUCAGAGCACCACGUAUCACGCGACCUUUACCUGCUCUCGUAGCGGAGCGCGGUAAACCGCUGAAGCUGUUCGCUGACUUCGAGGGUGUACCCAAGCCAGAUGUCAAGUGGUUCCGUAAUGGCGUUGAAAUCACACCGACCGACAAACGCAAAAUAAACGUCUACGAGAGCACGACCGAACUUAUCAUAUCGGAUGUCACAAAGAAGGAUGGCGGCAAGUACGAGAUCAGAGUCCAGAAUGAAGUUGGCGAAGCGAGAAGUUCCAGCUCCGUUUCUGUGAAAGAACGCGAGGAUACCACGAGCGAGGUACAAGCACCGAGGUUCGUGGAGCCGGUUCAACCUCAACUCGUCGCAGAAGGAGAAGUCGUUAUCAUGGAGACAAAAGUAGAAUCUUACCCAACGGCAUCCUUCCAAUGGUUCCACGAAAGCAAACCUCUUGAGUCGACACCGCAGGUAAGGAUCGUGACUCAGGAAAAUAGAUCGAUUUUAAUGGUGAAGCAAGUCACACCGGAACUCACCGGUACCUACACUUGUCGUGCCGAAAACGUCGGCGGCUCGGUCACCUGCACGGCUACCGUGAACAUCACGGAAAUCAACUGGGAAGAGGCAGUUGAAUUGGUUUCGCCGACGUUCGUCAAAAGGCUCUCGCCUGUGAGAGUUAUGGACGGCGAGAGCGUUAAUUUAACCUGCGUCGUUGAGGGGAAGCCCACGCCUAGAGUCGAAUGGUAUCAUAAUGACAGGCCGAUCAAAGAAGGCAAGGAAAUCACGAUUGUUCAAGACACAGAGGGUAUCUGCAGCCUAGCCAUCACCGAAGUAUUCCCGGAGGAUGCUGGAGAAUACACCUGCCGCGCUGUGAAUCCUGUUGGCGAAGCCGUGUGCAAGUCAUCGCUCGUCGUUGAAGCCUACGAGUACGUGCCAGACUCGGAAAUUGCAUCAUCGAUAGUCGCGACAUCUCUUACUACUGGCUCGGAAGAAGAUCUUCUAUCACCGAAGGAAACUCCUAUCUUCGACACCGACGUGGAAGAAUUCGCACCAGAAAUAACCAAGAAGCUUCCUCAGUUAGUUCCCACCAAAGACGGGGAAUUAACCAGAUUGGAAGUAAAAGUGAAAGGUAAACCAAAACCGGAAGGAAAAUGGUACAAGCAAGGCGUAGAGAUUGUUUCGUCGCAAGAAUUUUUAAUAGAGGAAUUCGAAGAUGGCACAUCGGUGCUAACGAUCGCCGAAACUUUCCCCGAUGACACCGGUGAAAUCGUAUUUGAAGCUCACAAUCCACUCGGGGUAUCGACUACGACGGCAUAUUUAUCAGUAGAAGGUAUAAUCGGGACGAAAGCAUACCGGAAACCAGAAUGGGUCACGCAGAUGGAGGAAAUGCAAGAAGCACUGAGAGCCACGCAAGCUGUCCCACGAUUUAUCCAAGAGAUUACGGACAUUUAUACAAAAGAAGGAGACACCGCUUUGUUUGAAUGCGUCUAUUCUGGUAACCCCAAACCAGAUAUUAUUUGGUACAAGAACGAUAAGCUCAUAAUGAACACGGAGAACGUGAAGAUACGUAUAUUCGAGGAAGAUAAGAGGACCACUCUGACGAUCAAGCGGUCUACCAGAGAAGACGACGCCACGUAUGUUUGCAAAGCCACUAGCGAAAUCGGCAUGACAAUAACAAAAGCCAAACUGCAUGUCGAUACUACAAGUGAAGCAAGACCAAAGCCAGAGGACAUAGUCCAGGAAGAAGAGAAAGUUGAAAUAAAGCCGAAGAAACAGGAGGAGAAACUGCAUAAAAAGAAGAAAAUUGAAUUAAAGAAGGCGAAGGAAAUCAAAGAGAAAGUCAAGGCUGAGCGUGUCAAAGUGGAGACAGAAGAAAUUCACGAAGAGAAGCUUGUACCAAAAGAACAGACGGAAGAAAAGAGAAUCGUUGAUGUAGAAGAGACUCAACUAUUGGAAACCACGGAAAUCAUCAAGGAGAAGAAACCAGAGGAGGUUUCGAGAGCACAAAAAAUAAUACCGAUCCAGGAACCGGUUAUGACCGAAGCAACGGCUUCUUUGAAGAAAAUUGACGACCGGAAGCCGCGAGAAGCGCCGAAACUUGAGAAACGCGCCAAACCGAUCAUCGAAGAACGCGAAAGUGUAGUUGUCGUUUCGGAAAUCACGAGCGAAGACACAGCCCCUGACUUCACCGUCGAGACGAAGGUCGAUCGCGCUCGGGUCACCUCAGAGACCUUGCAGAAAGUUUCGGUUGUCGAAACGCACGUCGAGACCAGUGCGCAAGAAGUGAAACGCACGGAAGUGAAACAGAAGAAAGUUAAGAAAGUGAAAGCGGAGAAGAUUCAAGAAGACAUCACCGUACAGGAGAUUGUAGAGCGACAGAAGGAGCAUAUAGCUCGCGAAGUUGACGAGAUAAUGGAGUUAUUAGACGUGAAAGAAUUUGGCCCGGGAGAAUCUCCCCUUCGGGAACUCGCAACAAUCGGCUAUCUGGUACGACAAGGCGUCUCCGUGAACGAGAUCAACGAGUGUCUCUACAGAACCGAGAUCUUCCCUGCUCUGAAGACACCCGACGCUCAGAACGCUUUGGUUCAGUUGGUAGAGAGGAAGGGCUACGGAGCGUUGAUCAGCCAAGUACUCACCGAGGAGACGACGACCGACGAGAGCUUCGUCGCGGCGACGGUCGGUUUUCGCGCUUUCAUGAGAAUGGUAGAGCUUCAACACGCUACUGUAGAAGAGGUCAUCACGCACUUCGCUCCGGAAGACUUCAGACCACGUGCUUGGGAAGUCACGGAAAUUUCAGAGAUCGAGACCGAGCAACGUGCUACGGAAAGAGUGGACGUCAUUCGCGAAACGAAAAUUCAUUUCAUGGAGAGGAGAGAUGAAAGGAAAGCCACUCACGUGCAGGAUAUUCGAGAAAUUAAAGAAUACGAGGACACACGGCAGGCACACACAACACUCCGCAAACGCAAAGACAGGACACUGCGGGAUCAAAUCGAAGAAACCACACAAGAUAGGGAAGAGGGGGUUCAGAUUGUAAAAGUCGAGGAGGUCGAGGAUAUUGAGAAGGAAAGAAAGAAGGAGGAGGAGGAAAUCGAGGAAGAGAUUAUUGUACUAGAACGGGACUCGAAGGGCAGAUUGAUUCGUAAGCAAAAGGAGGACGUGGAGAAACAGAUCGAUGUUCUGGAAGAGGAAGAAACGAUCGAGAGAGUAAAGAAGGCAAUGAUGCCGAAGAGACCGGACAUCGGUAAAGACGAAGUCGAACUCGAAGAAAUCGAAGAAUUCGAGGUGAUAAAGGACCAAUCGUUGCCGUCUAUAGCUUUGAACGUGUCGAGUCAACGAAACCAAGUGAUACCGCUGGAUCGUACGGUCGAGCAGGCACCUGGCAAACCUGAAUCAGAGAAGGCAAAAUAUACGUUGGACACUGUUAUUGCGUUAACUGAGCAGACUACGUCGAUACAUGAGAAAGAGGUCGACGACGUCAUCAGCGUUAAGCCCGUCGAACGCAACGCAUCGGUGUCAAUCUCACCGGUGGAACCGUACUCCACUACUGAAACUACUGCGCACAUAUCCACGGAUGAAUUUUCAGGCACCUUCAAGGCCGCCUCUUAUGAGGCUACGUCUUCUGUAAUAACAAAGGAGGGUCUUCUCAUUAGUGAAACGUUGUCGCACGGCGACGAUCUGUCAAAUUUAACUCUAACUACGCCAGAAACAAGCCGGAAGGCGGACGUACAAGUCACUGUGCAAGAAGCCGCGACCAUCAGCGAGACCAUUAUCAACCAGAGCGAAGUACCCACGGAGAAUUUCGUGGCACCCUUAACCGCGAAAGCGGAGGACACUGUGUUACCGCAAAUCGGACUGUCGGUUUAUGAGGUUCAGGAGGGCUUGAGCGAAGAUAAGCUGGAGCCGGCGAAAACGGUCACCACGAAACCUAGGAUCAACAUCAGCGCUGUCGAGCCGAUAGUAGUGGAGGAAGUUCGUCCCGAGGAUAAGCCGGGAAAAUAUUAUCCGGAGUUGAUAGUACCCACCGAGGUCGCUACUGAAACAGUGAUCUCGCAGAAACAACGCGUGACUGAAGAGAUGAACGCGCCGGAGAAAGAAGGGGCUUAUAUUCCGGGUAGAUUGCCGCCGAGUCAAACAGCCCAAGUCGGGAUUUCCUACGGAAACGAAACGGCUGUGAUCCACCACGACCUUGUGCAAGAGCGCGAGGGCGAAUACGUUCCCGGCCGUAAAGUGGACUCCUUCGAAGCCACGCCAAAUGUCACUCUUCUGGAGGGUGUCACGAUCUCGACGAUCGAUACGCAACAAAAGGAAGGCGAUUUAACGAUCGAAGAGGACAAACGGGUUACGGCGGAUCUUAAUGUCGUCGAGAUCGUGUCAGCCGUGACAGUGGAGACGACAGCUUCCGAGAAGGAGCGAGACUAUCAUCCCGAGGAGAAGCCUACCGGUAAAUUGGCGGUCACGUCGAUAUCCUCGUUAGAAAUUGGAUCUGUAACAGACACUAUUGUUCAAGAAUCCGAGGGAACCUACAGCGCCGAUCAGAAGCCAUUGCAAGCGUUAGCUGAGACAUCGGUCCGACCGGAGGAACAUGUUCUGAUAUCUCAAGUUCAAACUGCGGAUUACCCGGCAGAUUUGAAAGAUACAUUGAAAUACGUUUCGGAGAGCGGUGUCGUGUCGGUCCAAUUGACUGAAGCGAAAACGGUACUCGAGACUCUCGCUCACGAUCGAGAGGCGCUCAUGGAGAAGGACACCAAACCGGAAACCCAAACGGUGGAGACAGUCUACGACGCUGUCAGGAGUAUCGAAGUAUCGCAAACUACUUCCAUAGAGAAAGAGACCGAACUGAAGAUCUUUGAGAUGCCGGAAUCGCACCAUGGCAAGACAGUCCCAACCCAUCCAAUGAUUUCGCUCGAAAUCCAAGAAACGCAGCCGGAAAGUAACUUGGGUGAAGUCACGAAGGAAGUUCCGUCAACUGCCACGGCUAAAAUCGAAGCCGUCAGUCUGCAAGAGACGAUCGUCGGCGAGACUGUCGCGGCGGAGGAUGUAGCUCCGUCCAAAGAGGAUAAGGCUCCUGACACAAAGACUGCGAUGGUCUCAGUAGAUCAAAUCGAGAGUUUGCACACCACGAUGAUCGUAACAGGCGAGAAAGAGACCGAGUACGUCGAUGUAGCCGACGUUAAGGGUACAUUCGCGAAUACCGAAUACACAACACAAGUGGCUCCGGUGUGCGAGCAAGUAAGAACCGAAUCGCCAACCCAAGAAUACUUGCCGGAAGACAAACCUACCAGUGGAAAGGCACAAUCGUCUCAUAUUCCUAUAGAAACCAUCAGCGUGACUAUGCAAGAGACCGCGGAGAAGGAGGAGGCCUACAGAGCAGACGCGAGACCCGAAGGCAAAACAGCGAGCGUCGAACUCACGGAGACAAGAACAGGUGCGAGCAUAUUAGAAGUGAUCCCGCACGACCUCGAGAAUAUCUACACACCCGACGUCGGACCAGAGUCUCACACGGUUGAGUCGUCUAUAACCGGCCAUACUAUCGCGUCAACGGCGGAGAUUCUGGUAGAGCAAAGUGCCGGGAAGAUUAGCAGCGAAGUUCCUAAAUCGAGUAAAGCAAUACUCCAGCAAGAGGCUUUGGAAGAGUUGAUCGUUACGGAAACGAAUGUCGGCGAAGCUGAGCGAGUUAGAGACGAAGACACACGUCCCGUUGAACAGAGCGCAGCCCUUCAAGUCUGCGCUCGAGCUGAGAAGUUGACCGUCACCGAAGUGACGACUGUGUUGAAAGAGGAGGAAUUGUCAGUAGAGAAGUUACCAGACAGCCGGCAAGUCGUGUUAGACAUCACUGAGGGCCACGAGAUAGCGGAGACACAGGAAACAAUUCUCGCGAGUAACAUAAGCGAACUGAAGGAGGAGAAACCAGUCCAGGAGAGUGCCAGUCAAUCGCAAAGCGGACUGGACGUUGUUCAACAGAUGGAAGUAUCGAUAUCCGAGAAGGAAUCUCCCCUGGCAGCGGACAUGAAACCCGAGACCAAAAAGGUUGGCGUUACCUUCGAGGAAGGAGAAGGUCUGACAAUCGCUAUAACACAUCCCGAAGACAAGGAAGACGUAUUCAACGAGAAACCGACACCGAAAACCGCCGAAGCUACAGUCGACGUGGUGACGCAGGAAAUAGCGUCCAAGUUCGAAAUUCUAAGCAAUGUCGCUCCAACCGAACUGCCCACCGAAUCUGCUCAAGAAAUGCAUCCUAAAGCGACUCUGUUGCCAUUUGAGACAGCCGUCGCUGAAGAAGUACACACCAGAGAGACCGAGAAGCCUUUCGAUCACGUGCCAACGUCGGAAAGGAAAGCCAAUCUUGAAUUUGUUAUGGGUGAAAGUCUCGUAGUCUCGUCCGUAACGGCAGAGGAUAAGGAAAGCAUACUCGCGGAAACGGAGAAACCAGAAUCAAAAUCCGCUAUUUUCGACAUUUCUGUUCAUACUGUGGCACAAGCUGCCGAGGUAACUGCGACCGACAACGUCGGCCAAUUCAAACGCGAGGAGACCAUCUCCGCAACAGCCACGACUGAGCAUAUCACUCAUCGUAGCAUCGUCACGUCCGAAACAUCAGCCGGUGAUUCAGAGCAACCGAUGCUGGACUUCGUGAAGCCGGACAAGAAACAAGUGGACGUGUCGUUCGAAGAGGAAACGGGCAUCACCGUGAUAGAGACAAUUGCGUCUGACAAGGAACGGGAAUACAUGAAGAAACCGGAUAUUCCCGGUGAGAAAGUCACUACUAGCUUCGACGCUCACAAAGUUGCCGAGCUCUCGGAAGUUACAGCGAUCGCUUACCCUGGAGAUCUCGACAUAAAGGUACCGACAAGUGCAGCGGCUAAAGAGGAACAUUUGCCGUUUGAAAGCAUCGUCCAAAGCGAAACUGUCGCGACAGAGAGAGAGGCAGAAUUCAAGGAUAAACCCGCCAAGACAGACACUGCUCGGAUGGCUGUUGACGAAAUUAUUAGCGCCACCACGUCCACAGAGGUUCCAGCUGAGAAGGAGGACGUUCUUCGAAUUCCUGAGAAGCCCACGGAAAAGAAGGCCGAGAUACAAUUCUCUGGGCACAUAAUUGCUGAAAAGAGCGAGGUCACUCCGGAUUCCAGCGCUGGAGAAUUGACAAAGACACAACCCAGCUCUGCUUCGGCUGUGCUCUCAAGCAUCCCCUUGGAGGCGUUAGUACAAACGGAAACGCAAGCAACCGAAGCGGAGGAUAUACUUGGUAAAGACAAAGCACCGUCCACGGCCUUAGCCGACCUUUCCGUGGUAGUGGAGCAAAGUUUACAAGUGUCUUCGGUGAUCUUAGAAGACAAGGAGGUCGAGUACAAGUCAAAGGAAACUCCAGAACUGAGAACAGCAGAAAAGAGCCUAAUUGAUACUCACGGCGUCGCCGAAGUGACGAUGCAAGUGCCCGACUUCAGCACCGGCGAAGUCGUGGCCGGCGAAACGCCACAGGAAGCUGUCGCGGUUCCAGACCAUAUAGUGUUUAAUCCGCUAGUAGAGUUGCAGCCUAUCGUUCAAGAGAAAGAAGAACAAUACGUGCCGGCGUUGAUGCCGGAAAACAAGACGGUGAACAUCGAUAUAGAAGAGGCAAAGACGAUCGUGACUAUAUCACAUGUGACACCCGCGGACAAGGAAUCGCUGUACAAAAUUGAAGAGCAGCCGCGCAAAUACGCCGCUUCGCUCGGAAUCGAUGCCACUCACAGUAUAGCUGAAACAACUGCGGUAGCAAUUGAACAUUCUGUGGGAGAAGUCAGCAUCGAGAAACCGGAUACUAAAACGGUAUCGACCACGAGAGAUGUCUACCAAAGUGUCUUGGUGACUGAAGGUCUAGUUCAGGACCAAGAAAAACCGUUCGAAGGAAAAUUCAUGCCGGAGCAACAUAAGAUCGGAUUGUCUGUCGAAGAGGGACACCACGUCACGUCCGUCACAGAAAUCAGAAUGGCGGACAAGGAAGCUCCUCUGGAAACGAUACAGGAGGACAGAUCUCAUUCGGCGCAAUCGGUCGUUAUACCCGGUCACGAAGUAGCCGAAAAGUCGGAAAUCAUUCCGGGUUCCAGCACGGGCGAAAUAAGCGAGAAACAAGCACCGACAACGGCGGUUGCGUUAAUUGGACAGAAACCUUUCGAGACGGUGCAGUUGAGCGAGCAGGUGCCGGUGGAAAGAGAAGUGGAUACGAUUCAGGAAACGCCAUUGACGAAAUCGAGUGCGCGCGUCGUGUUAGACGAAAACAGAUUCGUUGCCAUUACGGAAUCUACUACCACUCAAGACGUCGAGGCGGAGUUCACCGAGAAGAAACUGCGUCAACAGACAGCGAGCCUCGCAAUGGAAGGCAAAGAGGUAGCUGAACGUACAGAGAUCAAUUUGCGCGAAGGACUCGGAGAACUGCCCGCGGCAUCGAAACCGACAACAUAUGAAGCACAUCAGACGCAAACUACUUUGGAGAGUAUCGGCGUCAGUGAGACAGUUUAUCAAGAGCACGGUACGAUGUUCACUGACAAAUUUAAACCCGACGAGCGAAGCGCGGAAAUCAGCUUCGUGGAGGGCAAAAGUAUUACCGUGGGUCAAAUCGUAACACAGGACAAAGAAGCCACAAUGAGCAUCCAAAAGCAUGAUGAAAGUACCGCUCAAGUCAGUCUAACGAGAGUUGGUAUGGACGUCGCUCAAAAAGCCCAAGUUUUCAUCGAACAAAGUACCGGCUCAAUUAAGCCUUUCGAGAAGACUCAAGCAGAAGCCCACUUGAGGCAAGAUACAUUUGAACCUAUCGUCGUUGAAGAAGUUCCAAGCGCGGAAAGUGAAGGUACUUUCAGUAAAUAUCCAAAGAUGAUAUCCAGCAUAGCCGUGCCGAUGUUCGAAGAAGGUCAUAGUGUAUCUAUCACAGAGGUGACAUCUGGCGAAGCUGAAACAUCACUGGAAGAGAAGAAACUCGAGACAUCGCGAACAGCCACUCGUACACUUGUUACAGCAACUGACACGAUAGAAACUACGAUGGUGGAGUCGCGAGUUGAUGUGCCUGAAGUCCCUGAUAAAAUUGCAAUGCCUCAAAUGGCCAUACCGGCUCGCGACACGUUCGAAAGCAUCAUCGUUAACGAGAAUCUUGUCGAAGAAAGCGAAAAGACGUUCGAGGGACUCUUCAAACCCGCAGUACAAAAAGCGAACAUCGAUAUAUCGGAAGUCAAGUCAUUACAGAUUUCAGAAACGUUUACCGAAGACAAAGAAGCGACGCUAGAUAUUGCCUCAAGAAGAAUCGAAGCGAGAGCUACGCAAGACAUCGACGUAUUCCAGACUAUCGAAGGUUCAUUCGUCGAAAGUGUGCAGAGUACUCGAGAAUUACGCGAGGAGAAGCCAUUUUCCUCUCAAGCGACGAUGAUUCAAACUACAGUAGAAACAAUAGUAAGAUCUGAAAUGACGCCAGUCGAAAAGGAGGACACAUUUGAAGACAGAUUUAAACCCGAAGAACAGAAAGGCAAGCCACAGUUCGACGGUCUUACUACAGUUCUGAUCAGCGAAGUAGCUCCGAAUGAAAUCGAGGACAUCUUGCCUGAAGCCGUUGCGCCAACACAACACCAAGCACAACCGAGCUUGAUGGGCAGAGAGGCCGCAGAAAUUUUCCAAAUAGUUGCAGCGAGCACAAUCGAAGAUCUCGCGAAAGCUAAAUUAGAUGAACACAAAGGUAAACCAGGACUCGAAGAAUUAACGUCCUUGACCGUUUCCGAGAUUGUUUCAAAUGAAGUGGAAGACGUUCUAAUCAGUCAAACUACACCAAAAGAUCGAAAGGCUGAAUUCAGUGUUUCCGGAAGAGAAGCAGCCGAAACAACUCAAGUAACAGCGAUGUCUGAAACCGACGAGUUUGCUACUAAAGGACCUGAAGAACAACGAGGCAAACGGCAAGUUGAAGAAUUAACUUCCUUGACUAUUUCUCAAGUGCUUUCGAAUGAGGCUGAAGAUACGUUAGUUAAGGACGAAUUUCCUGCAACUAAAACAGCUCAACCAAAUCUUUCUGGCAGAGAUAUCGCGGAAACGACGAUGGUCUUAGCGAUGGCUAGCACUGAAGAAUACGUUCCCGCAAAGGAAACUAAGAAACAAACAGGCAAACCGGGUCUUGAGGAACUUACGUCUCUAACAGUCUCGCAGAUAGUACCCCAGGAAGCAGAAGACGUUCUUCCUAGCGCCGAAGUACCGACUGAAAGAACGGUACAAACAAGUUUGUUCGGUAGAGAUGUGGCAGAAACCACGGAAAUAACGAUGGUUUCGAAUGUAGGCGAAUUGGCCGAAAGUCGAAUGCCCGAUAUACAAAAGGGAAAACCAGACAUCGAGGAAUUACAACCCUUGAGCGUAACACAAACCGUAUCCAGUGAAGCGGAAACUGUUUUGCCUGCUGCAGAGAUACCUAAAGAAAAAACAGCUCAAACUGAUCUGACUGGCAGAGACGUAGCCGAAACGACUCAAAUCAUAACAAUGAUAAGCACAAAAGAACUUGCGAAACAACUUGCACCAGAUGAACGUAAGGGAGAGUUUAUAGUGGAAGAAUUAUCCUCGUUGACUGUAUCUCAAGUAAUUUCUAACGAAGCAGAAGAUACGUUAGUUAAGGACGAAUUUCCUGCUGGAAAAACAGCUCAACCAAAUCUACUCGGUAGAGAUGUCGCAGAAACGACGAUGAUCUUAGCGAUGUCUAGUACCGAAGAAUAUCUACCGACGAAAGAAGCUGAGAAACAGAAAGGAAAACCAGGUCUCGAAGAAUUAACAUCUUUAACGGUUUCACAAAUAGUAUCUCAAGAAGCUGAAGACGUUCUACCUAGUCCCGAAGUACCGACUGAGAGAACAGUACAAACAAGUUUGUUCGGUAGAGAUGUAGCAGAAACUACGGAAAUAACAAUGGCAUCAAAUGUAGGUGAAUUGGUCGAAAGCCGAAAGCCCGACAUCCAAAAAGGAAAACCUGACAUCGAAGAAUUACAACCCUUGAGCGUAACACAAACCGUAUCAAGCGAAGCGGAAGCCGUGCUGCCUUCUCCAGAGGUGCCUAAAGAAAAAAUAGCGCAGACCGAUUUGUUUGGUAGAGACGUAGCUGAAACGACACAAAUUAUAACAAUGAUAACUGCGGAAGAACUUGCAAAACAGCUUGCACCCGAUGAACGUAAGGGACAGUUUAUGGUGGAAGAAUUAUCUUCAUUGACCGUGUCUCAAGUUAUUUCUAACGAGGCAGAAGAUACGUUAGUUAAGGACGAAUUUCCUGCUGGUAAAACUGUUGAACCAAAUCUUUUCGGUAGAGAUGUCGCAGAAACGACGAUGGUCUUAGCAAUGUCUAGUACCGAAGAGUAUCUACCGACGAAAGAAGCUGAGAAACAGAAAGGAACACCAGGUCUCGAAGAAUUAACAUCUUUAACGGUUUCACAAAUAGUAUCUCAAGAAGCUGAAGACGUUCUACCUAGUCCCGAAGUACCGACUGAGAGAACAGUACAAACAAGUUUGUUCGGUAGAGAUGUAGCAGAAACUACGGAAAUAACAAUGGCAUCAAAUGUAGGUGAAUUGGUCGAAAGCCGAAAGCCCGACAUCCAAAAAGGAAAACCUGACAUCGAGGAAUUACAACCCUUGAGCGUAACACAAACCGUAUCAGGCGAAGCGGAAGCUGUGCUGCCUUCUCCAGAGGUGCCUAAAGAAAAAAUAGCGCAGGCCGAUUUGUUUGGUAGGGACGUAGCUGAAACGAUGCAAAUUAUAACAAUGAUAACUGCGGAAGAACUUGCGAAACAGCUUGCACCCGAUGAACGUAAGGGAGAGUUUAUGGUGGAAGAAUUAUCCUCAUUGACCGUGUCUCAAGUUAUUUCUAACGAGACAGAAGAUACGUUAGUUAAGGACGAAUUUCCUGCUGGUAAAACUGUUGAGCCAAAUCUUUUCGGUAGAGAUGUCGCGGAAACGACAGUAGUCUUAGCAAUGUCCAGCACCGACGAGUAUGUUCCCACGAAAGAAGCUGAAAAACAAAAAGGCAAGCCGAGUCUCGAAGAACUUACAUCUUUAACAGUGUCGCACAUAAUAUCUCAAGAAGCCGAAGACGUUCUUCCUAGUCCAGAAGUACCAACCGAAAGAACGGUGGAAACAAGUUUAUUAGGUAGAGAUGUAGCUGAAACUACAGAAAUAACAGUGGCUUCAAAUGUGGAUGAAUUGGUUGAAAGUCGCAAGCCCGACGUACAGAAGGGAAAACCAGAUAUUGAGGAAUUGUUAUCCUUGAGCGUAACACAGACAGUAUUCAACGAGGCGGAAGCUGUACUGCCUUCUGCAGAGGUACCUACUGAGAAAGUUGCGCAAACUGAUUUGUUUGGUAGAGACGUAGCCGAAACAACUCAAAUUGUGACAAUGAUGGCCACGGAAGAACUCUCGAAACAUAUAACACCUGACCAACGUAAGGGAGAGUUCAAGGUGGAAGAAUUGUCUUCGUUGACUGUAUCGCAGGUAGUUUCCCACGAGGCUGAAGAGACGUUAGUUAAAGACGAGUUUCCUGCAGAGAAAAAGGCAGAACCUAAUCUGUUUGGUAGAGAUAUCGCGGAAACGACGAUGGUUUUAGCGAUGUCGAGCACGGAAGAGUAUGUUCCCACAAAGGAAGCUGAAAAACAAAAAGGCAAACCCGGUCUCGAAGAACUUACAUCUUUGACGGUGUCGCAGAUCGUUUCAGAAGAAGCCGAAGACCUUCUACCAAGUCCUGAAAUACCAACCGAGAGGACAGUGCAAACAAGCUUGUUCGGUAGAGAUGUAGCUGAAACUACAGAAAUAACAGUAGCUUCAAACGUGGACGAAUUGGUCGAAAGUCGCAAGCCCGACGUACAGAAGGGAAAACCAGAUAUUGAGGAAUUGUUAUCCUUGAGUGUAACACAGACAGUAUCCAACGAGGCGGAAGCUAUAUUGCCUUCUCCAGAGGUACCUACAGAAAAAAUUGCACAAACCGAUUUGUUUGGUAGAGAUGUAGCAGAAACGACUCAAAUUAUAACAAUGAUAAGUGCAGAAGAACUUGCGAAACAACUAGCACCCGAUGAACGCAAAGGAGAGUUCAAAGUGGAAGAAUUAUCUUCGUUAACUGUUUCUCAGAUCUUGUCACAUGAAACUGAAGAGGCUUUCCAGAGGCCUGAUGUACCUAGUGGACUUAAAGCGAUGCCUGCGAUGUCCGGUAGAGAAAUUGCUGAGACCUCUCAGAUGAUUACUAUGUCGAAUGUUGAAGAAUUUGUUAGACCCAAGAGUCCAGAAGAACAAAAAGGAAAACCAAGUUUAGACGAACUUUCCUCUCUCAUGGUUUCUCAAGUGAUGUCUACAGAACUUGAAGAACAAAUGGCGAGCCCGGAAAAGUUGGAUGAAAAAACAGCCGAAUCACAUUUCACGGGUAGGGAAGUAGCGCAAACGACUGAAAUCGUAACGGUCGCGAAUGUUGAGCAAAUAACCGAGUUGAAAAAAGCAGAUAGUCAUAAAGGAAGGCCCGACGUUGAAGAAUUAAAUGUCGUUGCUGUAUCUGAAGUAAUUUCUACAGAAGCAGAACAAGAAUUACCUAGUCAGGAGGCUCCGAAAAAACAUAAAGCUCUACCAAAAGUAUCCAGCAUAGAAGUCGCGGAGACUUCGGAAGUUAUGACAGUGAGUAACGUUGAAGAAUUUACUAAACCACAAGUUCCCGAGGAACACAGAGGUAGGCCAAACCUAGAAGAAUUGAUGUCGUUGUCAGUCUCCGAGGUGGCUUAUAGUGAGGCUGAAAAGGGAUUAUUGACUCCAGAAGAACCAACUAAACAAACAGCCGAACAGAGUAUGUUGAGUAUGCGCGUUGCUCAAAAAUCUCAAGUGGUUACUUCUGCAACGGCAGAGGAUAUGAUAGAAACCACUAAGCCUGAAACAAAGAAAAUAACACCAGAACAAAUACCGUUUGAGAGUAUACAACAAACGCAAUCCGUUCCUCAUGAAAGCGAAGAAUUGCUUGUGCUCGAUAGGACAGUACCAAAAGAAACUGCAGAAGUUGCAUUCCGUGUUUCUGAAGGACUUGAAGUUAUCCAAGUAACCGUUACAGAGAAAGAAGCAAAAGAAGUUGUGAAAGGCCAAGCCAAGGAAGCGAGCGCGCAAGCUGAUGUAAUUAAACGAAAGGUUGCUCUGAAAACCGAAAUUCUUCCAGAAGACGUAGCAUCGGAAUUUAUUGUUUCAAAGCCAGAAGGUAAAACAGCCCACGGAGUAAAAGAAGAAAAACAGGGCGUGAUUGUGACCGAAUUACAACACGCUGCUGAAAUUGAAUCAAAUCUGCCCGAAACCGUAGUACCUUUAGGAAAAUUAGCGAGCACGUCUAUCGAAGCCGACUACUUGGAACAAGUUAUGGAAACAACAGAAGUAUCAGCCCAACAUCACAUCACAAUCACACAACACAUCACAGAACACGAUAUAACACAUCAACCAUCGAUUGAUUCUGAUACUGAAGUAACUGAAGAAUACACUACAAAAUUUAGACGUGGCAGUAAAGACGAUGAAACAGCAGCGGUAAAAACAAAGAAAACGACAAUACGCAAAAAGACACCGAAAACAAAAUCUGAGGAGGAAAAAGUUGUUGUUAUCGAAGAAGAAAUCGAAGAUGUAAAAUCGCAAAUUCCAUCAAUACCGAAAAAACAAUUUAUGCACAUAGAAGAAGUAACAGAAAUGACAGGAAUAGAAGAAAUAAUACCGACAAAAAUAGAAGAAUCCGAAGAAAAAUCUAUUAAACCAAUUGAAGAAAAAGAAGUGGAUAAAAAAACAAUAGAUAAACGCAAGCCUGCCAUAACCAUAACAGUAAGCCCAGUUGACGAAAUCACUAAAGACACAAUAUUAUCUCCAAAACAUCCUGAAAUGAUCAAGCCAGAUGUUGAAGAACGAGAGGAAGUGACAGUAACAGAAGAACAAGUUGAAGGAGAAAAACCAAAACAUAUAACGAAAAAGAAAAUCAUAAAACAAAAAGAAAAAACACGGCAAAUAACGGAAGAAGUUACCAUUGAAGAAAAAGAUAAACAUCCCGUAAUUACCAUGACAGAAGGGCCAACAGAGGAAAUUGUGGAACAUACUAUAUUUUCUCUACCACUUCCCGAAUUUGUAAAACCACAAGAUGUGGAAGAAGUUCGUGAAAAAGUAACAGUAACAGAGGUAAUUGUAGAAGGAAAAAUGCCAAAGAAAAUCACGAAAAAGAAAAUUAUUAAACGUGAGGGACAACAACAACACGUCACUGAAGAAGUUACUGUCGAAGAGAAAGGUAAAUCUCCCGUUACUACUGUAACAGAAGAACCAACAGAGGAAAUUGUAGAAGAUACUGUAUUGCCUCUACCACUUGCUGAGUUUGUAAAACCACAAGAUGUGGAAGAAGUUCGUGAGCAAGUAACAGUAACGGAGGUAAUUGUAGAAGGAAAGAUGCCAAAGAAAAUCACAAAAAAGAAAAUUAUUAAACGUAAGGGACAGAAGCAGCAAGUCUCGGAAGAAGUUACUGUCGAAGAAAAAGGUAAAUCUCCCGUUACUACUGUAACAGAAGGCCCAGAAGAAGAGAUUGUUGAAGAGACCAUAUUACCGCUAGUAACUCCCGAGUCUGUCAAACCAGAGGAUGUAGAGGAAGUUCGAGAACAAGUCACAAUAACAGAAGAAGAAUUGGAAGGAAUGAAACCAAGAAAAAUUACGAAAAAGAAAAUUAUUAAACGUAAGGGAAAGAAGCAGCAAGUCACUGAAGAAGUUACCGUCGAAGAGAAAGGUAAAUCUCCCGUCACUAGUGUGACAGAAGGACCAACAGAGGAAAUUGUGGAAGAUACCAUAUUGCCCCUACCACUUGCUGAGUUUGUAAAACCACAAGAUGUGGAAGAAGUUCGUGAGCAAGUAACAGUCACGGAGGUAAUUGUAGAAGGAAGGAUGCCAAAGAAAAUCACAAAAAAGAAAAUUAUUAAACGUAAGGGACAGAAGCAGCAAGUCUCGGAAGAAGUUACUGUCGAAGAAAAAGGUAAAUCUCCCGUUACUACUGUAACAGAAGGCCCAGAAGAAGAGAUUGUUGAAGAGACCAUAUUACCGCUAGAAACUCCCGAGUCUGUCAAACCAGAGGAUGUAGAGGAAAUUCGAGAACAAGUCACAGUAACAGAAGAAGAAUUGGAAGGAAUGAAACCAAGAAAAAUUACGAAAAAGAAAAUUAUUAAACGUAAGGGAAAGAAGCAGCAAGUCACUGAAGAAGUUACCGUCGAAGAGAAAGGUAAAUCUCCCGUCACUAGUGUGACAGAAGGACCAACAGAGGAAAUUGUGGAAGAUACUAUAUUGCCCCUACCACUUGCUGAGUUUGUAAAACCACAAGAUGUAGAAGAAGUUCGUGAGCAAGUAACAGUCACGGAGGUAAUUGUAGAAGGAAGGAUGCCAAAGAAAAUCACGAAAAAAAAAAUUAUUAAACGUAAAGGACAGAAGCAGCAAGUCUCGGAAGAAGUUACUGUCGAAGAGAAAGGUAAAUCUCCAGUUAUUACAGUAACAGAAGGCCCAGAAGAGGAGAUUGUUGAAGAGACAAUAUUACCACUAGUAACUCCUGAGUCUGUCAAACCAGAGGAUGUAGAGGAAGUUCGAGAGCAAGUAACAGUAACAGAAGAAGAAGUGGAAGGAAAGAAGCCAACGAAAAUCACAAAAAAGAAAAUUAUUAAACGUAAGGGACAGAAGCAACAAGUCACUGAAGAAGUUACAGUGGAAGAGAAAGGUAAGCAUCCAGUCACUACUGUGACAGAAGGACCAACAGAAGAAAUUGUGGAAGAUACUGUAUUGCCUCUACCAAUUGCCGAGUUUGUAAAACCGCAAGAUGUGGAAGAAGUUCGUGAACAAGUGACAGUAACGGAGGUAAUUGUAGAAGGAAAGGAGCCAAAGAAAAUCACGAAGAAGAAAAGCAUUAAACGUGUAGGUCAAAAACAGCAAGUCACUGAAGAAGUUACGGUUGAAGAGAAAGGUAAAUCUCCCGUUACUACUAUAACAGAAGGCCCAGAAGAGGAAAUUGUUGAAGAGACUAUAUUACCACUAGUAACUCCCGAAUCUGUCAAACCAGAAGAUGUAGAGGAAGUUCGAGAGCAAGUGACAGUAACAGAAGAAGAAGUGGAAGGAAAGAAGCCAACGAAAAUCACGAAAAAGAAAAUUAUUAAACGUAAGGGACAGAAGCAACAAGUCACUGAAGAAGUUACAGUGGAGGAAAAAGGUAAGCAUCCGGUCACUACUGUUACAGAAGGACCAACAGAGGAAAUUGUGGAAGAUAUCGUAUUGCCUCUACCAAUUGCCGAGUUUGUAAAACCGCAAGAUGUGGAAGAAGUUCGUGAGCAAGUGACAGUAACGGAGGUAAUUGUAGAAGGAAAAAUGCCAAAGAAAAUCACAAAAAAGAAAAUUAUUAAACGUAAGGGACAGAAGCAGCAAGUCUCGGAAGAAGUUACUGUCGAAGAAAAAGGUAAAUCUCCCGUUACUACUGUAACAGAAGGCCCAGAAGAAGAGAUUGUUGAAGAGACCAUAUUACCGCUAGUAACUCCCGAGUCUGUCAAACCAGAGGAUGUAGAGGAAGUUCGAGAACAAGUCACAAUAACAGAAGAAGAAUUGGAAGGAAUGAAACCAAGAAAAAUUACGAAAAAGAAAAUUAUUAAACGUAAGGGAAAGAAGCAGCAAGUCACUGAAGAAGUUACCGUCGAAGAGAAAGGUAAAUCUCCCGUCACUAGUGUGACAGAAGGACCAACAGAGGAAAUUGUGGAAGAUACUAUAUUGCCCCUACCACUUGCUGAGUUUGUAAAACCGCAAGAUGUGAAAGAAGUUCGUGAGCAAGUAACAGUAACCGAGGUAAUUGUAGAAGGAAGGGAGCCAAAGAAAAUCACGAAGAAGAAAAGCAUUAAACGUGUGGGUCAAAAGCAGCAAGUCACUGAAGAAGUUACGGUUGAAGAGAAAGGUAAAUCUCCCGUUACUACUAUAACAGAAGGCCCAGAAGAGGAAAUUGUUGAAGAGACUAUAUUACCACUAGUAACUCCCGAGUCUGUCAAACCAGAGGAUGUAGAGGAAGUUCGAGAGCAAGUAACAGUAACAGAAGAAGAAGUGGAAGGAAAGAAGCCAACGAAAAUCACAAAAAAGAAAAUUAUUAAACGUAAGGGACAGAAGCAGCAAGUCUCGGAAGAAGUUACUGUUGAAGAGAAAGGUAAAUCUCCCGUUACUACUAUAACAAAAGGUCCAGAAGAGGAAAUUGUUGAAGAGACCAUAUUACCACUAGUAACUCCCGAGUCUGUCAAACCAGAGGAGGUAGAGGAAGUUCGAGAGCAAGUGACAGUAACAGAAGAAGAAGUGGAAGGAAAGAAGCCAACGAAAAUCACGAAAAAGAAAAUUAUUAAACGUAAGGGACAGAAGCAACAAGUCACUGAAGAAGUUACAGUGGAGGAAAAAGGUAAGCAUCCAGUCACUACUGUGACAGAAGGACCAACAGAGGAAAUUGUGGAAGAUACCGUAUUGCCUCUACCACUUGCCGAGUUUGUAAAACCGCAAGAUGUGGAAGAAGUUCGUGAGCAAGUAACAGUAACGGAGGUAAUUGUAGAAGGAAGGGAGCCAAAGAAAAUCACGAAGAAGAAAAGCAUUAAACGUGUGGGUCAAAAGCAGCAAGUCACUGAAGAAGUUACGGUUGAGGAGAAAGGUAAAUCUCCCGUUACUACUAUAACAGAAGGCCCAGAAGAGGAAAUUGUUGAAGAGACUAUAUUACCACUAGUAACUCCCGAGUCUGUCAAACCAGAGGAUGUAGAGGAAGUUCGAGAGCAAGUAACAGUAACAGAAGAAGAAGUGGAAGGAAAGAAGCCAACGAAAAUCACGACAAAGAAAAUUAUUAAACGUAAGGGACAGAAGCAACAAGUCACUGAAGAAGUUACAGUGGAGGAAAAAGGUAAGCAUCCAGUCACUACUGUGACAGAAGGACCAACAGAGGAAAUUGUGGAAGAUACCGUAUUGCCUCUACCACUUGCCGAGUUUGUAAAACCGCAAGAUGUGGAAGAAGUUCGUGAGCAAGUAACAGUAACGGAGGUAAUUGUAGAAGGAAGGGAGCCAAAGAAAAUCACGAAGAAGAAAAGCAUUAAACGUGUGGGUCAAAAGCAGCAAGUCACUGAAGAAGUUACGGUUGAAGAGAAAGGUAAAUCUCCCGUUACUACUAUAACAGAAGGCCCAGAAGAGGAAAUUGUUGAAGAGACUAUAUUACCACUAGUAACUCCCGAGUCUGUCAAACCAGAGGAUGUAGAGGAAGUUCAAGAGCAAGUGACAGUAACAGAAGAAGAAGUGGGAGGAAAGAAGCCAACGAAAAUCACGAAAAAGAAAAUUAUUAAACGUAAGGGACAGAAGCAACAAGUCACUGAAGAAGUUACAGUGGAGGAAAAAGGUAAGCAUCCAGUCACUACUGUGACAGAAGGACCAACAGAGGAAAUUGUGGAAGAUACCGUAUUGCCUCUACCACUUGCCGAGUUUGUAAAACCGCAAGAUGUGGAAGAAGUUCGUGAGCAAGUAACAGUAACGGAGGUAAUUGUAGAAGGAAGGGAGCCAAAGAAAAUCACGAAGCAGAAAAGCAUUAAACGUGUGGGUCAAAAACAGCAAGUCACUGAAGAAGUUACUGUUGAAGAGAAAGGUAAAUCUCCCGUUACUACUAUAACAGAAGGCCCAGAAGAGGAAAUUGUUGAAGAGACCAUAUUACCACUAGUAACUCCCGAGUCUGUCAAACCAGAGGAUGUAGAGGAAGUUCGAGAACUAGUGACAGUAACGGAAGAAGAAGUGAAAGGAAUGAAGCCGACCAAAACAACGAAAAAGAGAAUUAUUAAACGUAAGGGACAGAAGCAACAAGUCACUGAAGAAGUUACUGUUGAGAAAGAAGGUAAAAUUCCAGUGACAACUGUGACAGAAGGACCAAUAGAGGAAAUGGUGGAAGAUACCGUAUUGUCUCUACCAAUAUCCGAUGGUGAAAUACAAAUUAGCAAAGGAGCAACUUUUGAAGAUGAUAGUGAAGAUAAACGGCCUAUUACAACCGUAACUGAUCUUCGUGCAGACACUACACCAGAAACACACGAUAAACCUAAACACAAAAGAUUGACAAAACACAAAAUCGAUGAAAAAAUUAUGAAAGGGACAAAGGAAAAACCGAUGUAUCAGGAACAACAAGCAAAAGACGAAGUUCCAGAAGAAGUCGUGAAUGAAAUAGUGAUAGAAGAAACAGAGAAACAAAAGGCUCGACUUCUGGUAGAAACAGAAUCGGAAGAGUCAGCGAAAAUUAUGAAAGUAGAAGUUAAGAAGGCACCAAAAGAAAAAGUAGAAAAGCCUGUCAUUGAAGAAGAAGAAGUGGUUGAAACUAUUGAAACACCUACACAAAAAAUUAUUAAAAAGAAGAAACAACCGAAGGAAAAGGAUAAGCAUGUAAAAAUAGCUGAGGAAGUGGAACAAGUAACCGAAAUAUUUGAAACACCAACCAAAAAAGUUAAGAAAAAGAAACACGCGACUGGAAUCGAUGAUGUUCUUGAAGAAGUUGUAGAGGAAAUUUUAGCGGAGAAACCAAAGGAAGAGAAAGCUAUAACUGUUGUGGAAGACAAACAGGAAACAGUAAUGGUAACAGAGAUAAACGUGCAUGAAGCACCUCUUAAAGUACCAGAAGAAAAACCGGAUAUCACAGAGGAAAUAAUAGAGAGUAUCGAGACACCUACAAAAAAGAUUAUUCGAAAGAAGAAAAUAACAAAAGAUAAACAUGAACAAAUUGUAGAAGAAAUUGUGCAAAAACCAGUUGAAGAAACCGAAAUAAUGGAGAAAGAACAAAUAGUCGAAAUCAUUGAAACGCCAACAAAGAAAGUUAUAAAGAAGAAAAGAGCGAAAACUCUUGAUGAUAAAGUGCCAGAAGAAAUUAUUGAAGAAAUUAUUAUAGAGAAACCGAAGAAGGAAAAGGCUGAAACUACAUUUUCUCCAAGGGAAAGCAUCGAAGUAACGCAAACAUUAACUGAAUCGCCCGUUACAGAGUUAACAGAAGAAAAACCUAAGCCAAAAGAAGCUACAGUGCACGAAAUUGAAGAGGAAAAGGUUACAUUAAAAAAAGUAACAAGAGAAGAAACAAGCACAAUUCCUACUCAAGAAGAAAUAACUCUCGAAAUUAGUAAGGAAAUAAGCGAAAAACCAAAAGAACAGCAAGCGCAACCGACCAUUAUAACGAAAGAAGGGCUGAAAGUUACUGAGACAAUUCCGGAAACGACUACAGAGGGACUUCUUGAAGAGACAAAACCAACGAAAGAAACAGUAGUUCAAAUCGAAGAAAUGCAACAACAAGCUGAAGUAAAAGAGGUUGCUGUAAAGAAAGCGCCUAAAAAAAUUAAACCAAAACGCGCGGGUGAACAACAAGUUGAAGAAGAAAAAGUUGUUGAAGAAAUUAUUUCAAAGAAACCGAUAAAAGAAAAAGCAAAAAAAUUAAUAAUUGCACACGAAGAAAUAGAAACUACCGAAACUGUUCCUGAAAUGGCAGUCGAUAAACUUGAUGAAGAUAGAAGACCGCAAGAAGAACAAGCCGUAUCUACAAAAGAGACGGAAGAAGGUAUAAAACUAACAAAAGUAACUGUAAAGAAAGCGCCGACGGAGAAAAAAGUUACAGAAAGUAAGGAGGAUAGGCCGAGUGAAACAGUGGAAGAUAUUGAGUUGAAGAAACCUAAAAAGGAAAAAGCUAAAGAAGAUAUAAUGUUAAAAGAGGGAAUCGAAAUUACAGAAGUGACACCAGAAAUAGUACCUGAGGAACUUAUAUCAAAAGAGCUACCUACCGAAAAGAAAGCAAAAUCGGAUGUCACACCGAUGGAAAGUAUUGAUGUGACUGAAGUUACUACGGCUAUGGCAAAUGGUGAAGUAUUCGAGAAGAAAGAAGUUGAAAUGGUUAAAGUUGAAGUAAAAGAUGAAAAGGAGAAAAAAUUAACUCGUGUUAAAAAAGAGAAAAUUAUCCCGGAAAAGAAACCUAUUACCGUCGAAGAGAAACAAGAAGAAGAAAGAGUGGAAGAGAUAUUAUCAAUAAAACCUAAAAAGGAAGAAACAAAGAUCAGUGAAGUUCUACCAGAUACCUUGAAAGCGACAGAUAUUACUCCGGAAAUUAAGAUUGCAAAAAUUCCAGAAGAGAAAAAACCCAAGGAUAAAGAAGUAGAAAUACUGCCUGUAGAAAAGAAAGAAAUUGAAAAACCAAAAGAAGAAAUUGUCUCUACUACAGAGGAAAAACCUACCGAUAAAACGAUCGAGGAAAUAAAAGAAAAAAAGAUUGUUAAAAAGAAGAAAAAGAAACCUGCCAAAAAGGAUGAUAUAGAAGAAUGGGUAGAGCCCGAGUAUGAACGACCCGUAUUAGAACCGAUGCCUGAGAAAAUUCAAUGGGAGCCAACGAAAAAGAAGAAAGAAAAGAAAGUAUUACCCGAAUCUGCGCAAGAAUUAGUCCCGCAAAUGAUCGAGAGGAAAGAAAUCAAACCUACCAAAUUAAAAUACACUGAACCGGCAGAAACAGUUCAAUUCGGAAUGAUUAAAUUAAAGAAAGUAACAAUUGUUAAGAAAAAAGAAGUCAGCGAACCUAAAUUUCCUAAAAUCAUGUUACGUAGCAGAAUUACAUUCAUCGGUGAUUAUCCGGCAGAAUUACAGAUACCAAAGAUUACGUAUAUCGAAGAAAAUCCAGUCCAAGUUGGUAUUCUAUCUAGAAAUGCAGAAGAAGCUAUAGAAGUGUUAAAGAAAAAAUUUAAAAAGCGUAAGAUGUCAGAGAAAGAAUUAACUGAAUUAGAAAAAUUAGAUAAGGAAUUUGAAGAGCUGAAGAAAGUUCCCCUUGAGAAAAUAGAAGAUAAAUCUAUUUACGAACGAACACCUAAAAAGCCGGAGAAAACACCAGAAGAACCACAAAAGCUCGUUAUAGGAAAAGGUGAACCAAAACAAGAACCUGAAGUUGCACCAGAAGAGGUUAAACUAAAGAAAAUUCCAGAAAAGAAACCAGAAGAGAUAACGGAAUCCAAAAAGAAGCCUAAAAAGAAAGAAACAAUAGAAGAUGUGCCACAAAAAGAAAAAGAAAAACCCAUAGAAAAAUUAGAACAUGAUGAAUUCAAGCCAUUAGAUUUUGAUAGACCAGAAAUUGAGAAAUAUGUACCUGAAGAAUUUGAGAAACCAGAGAAACCAGAGCCUGAGCCUAUCCUGAAGCCGUAUGAGAAACCUAAGAAAAAGAAACCUGAUCAAGACAUAGAACAAAUUCCGCUAGAAAAAGGAAUACCAAAACCAAAGGAACCCGAGGAGGAACCUGAAGUUAAAUUCCGAAUACCAACAUCAGAGAAACCAGAAGAUGAGCCUGAAAAAAUAACCUUGAAAGGUUGGAAGAAAGAUAAACCAGAGGAAGAAGGCGAGAUAGAAUAUCCCACUUUAGAAAAAGAAAAAGUUCCAGCAAAAUCCCCGGAAGACAUAGAUGAAGUUACUAUAAAACAAAAAAUAAAACCAAAGAAACCAAAGAAAAAACAAAUAGAACCAGAAGAAAGUACCGAAGAGAUUAAGCUAAAAAAGAUGCCCGAAGAAAAACCAGAAAUUCCAACCGAAGAAGUUUCAGAAAAAAUACCAUUACAAAAGCCAAAAAAAUCAAUCGAAGAAGUCGCAGAAGAAGUGACGAUUCAGAAACCAGUCGUUGAGGAUAAGAAAGAGGAGGUAGAAGAAAUUACUGAGGAAGUCACAUUGAAGAAAAAGCCAAAGAAGAAGCCUGUUACAGAGGAGACUGCUGCUGAAAUUAUUGUAAAGAAACCAGUUCCAAAAGAAGAAGAGCAAGUGCCGGAAGAAGUAACUGAAAAAGUGGAAUUAAAGAAACCGAAAAAGAAACCGGUGAAGGAAGAAGCCGCAGAUGAGGUGACGAUUAAGAAACCAGUAGUAGAGGAAAAGAAAGAGGAGGUAGAAGAAAUUACUGAAGAAGUCACAUUGAAGAAGAAGCCAAAGAAGAAGCCUGUUACAGAGGAGACUGCUGCUGAAAUUACUGUAAAGAAACCAGUUCCAAAAGAAGAAGAGCAAGUGCCGGAAGAAGUAACUGAUAAAGUGGAAUUAAAGAAACCGAAAAAGAAGCCGGUAAAGGAAGAAGCCGCAGAUGAAGUGACGAUUAAGAAACCAGUAGUGGAGGAAAAGAAAGAGGAAGUAGAAGAAAUUACUGAAGAAGUCACAUUAAAGAAGAAACCAAAGAAGAAGCCUGUUACAGAGGAGACUGCUGCUGAAAUUACUGUAAAGAAACCAGUUCCAAAAGAAGAAGAGCAAGUGCCGGAAGAAGUAACUGAAAAAGUGGAAUUAAAGAAACCGAAAAAGAAGCCCAUAAAGGAAGAAGCCGCAGAUGAGGUGACGAUUAAGAAACCAGUAGUGGAGGAAAAGAAAGAGGAAGUAGAAGAAAUUACUGAAGAAGUCACAUUGAAGAAGAAGCCAAAGAAGAAGCCUGUUACAGAGGAGACUGCUGCUGAAAUUACUGUAAAGAAACCAGUCCCAAAAGAAGAAGAGCAAGUGCCGGAAGAAGUAACUGAUAAAGUGGAAUUAAAGAAACCGAAAAAGAAGCCGGUAAAGGAAGAAGCCGCAGAUGAAGUGACGAUUAAGAAACCAGUAGUGGAGGAAAAGAAAGAGGAAGUAAAAGAAAUUACUGAGGAAGUCACAUUGAAGAAGAAGCCAAAGAAAAAACCUGUUACGGAAGAGACUGCAGCUGAAAUCACUCUAAAGAAACCAGUUCCGAAAGAAGAAGAGCAAGUGCCGGAAGAAGUAACUGAAAAAGUGGAAUUAAAGAAACCGAAAAAGAAGCCAGUGAAAGAAGAAGCCGCAGAUGAAGUAACGAUUAAGAAACCAGUAGUAGAAGAAAAGAAAGAGGAGGUAGAAGAAAUUACUGAGGAAGUCACAUUGAAGAAGAAGCCAAAGAAGAAGCCUGUUACAGAGGAGACUGCAGCUGAAAUCACUCUAAAGAAACCAGUUCCGAAAGAAGAAGAGCAAGUGCCGGAAGAAGUAACUGAAAAAGUGGAAUUAAAGAAACCGAAAAAGAAGCCAGUGAAAGAAGAAGCCGCAGAUGAAGUAACGAUUAAGAAACCAGUAGUAGAAGAAAAGAAAGAGGAGGUAGAAGAAAUUACUGAGGAAGUCACAUUGAAGAAGAAGCCAAAGAAAAAACCUGUUACGGAGGAGACUGCAGCUGAAAUCACUCUAAAGAAACCAGUUCCGAAAGAAGAAGAGCAAGUGCCGGAAGAAGUAACUGAAAAAGUGGAAUUAAAGAAACCGAAAAAGAAGCCAGUGAAAGAAGAAGCCGCAGAUGAAGUAACGAUUAAGAAACCAGUAGUAGAAGAAAAGAAAGAGGAGGUAGAAGAAAUUACUGAGGAAGUCACAUUGAAGAAGAAGCCAAAGAAAAAACCUGUUACGGAGGAGACUGCAGCUGAAAUCACUCUAAAGAAACCAGUUCCGAAAGAAGAAGAGCAAGUGCCGGAAGAAGUAACUGAAAAAGUGGAAUUAAAGAAACCGAAAAAGAAGCCAGUGAAGGAAGAAGCUGCAGAUGAGGUGACGAUUAAGAAACCGGUGGUGGAGGAAAAGAAAGAGGAAGUAGAAGAAAUUACUGAAGAGGUCAUGUUGAAGAAGAAACCAAAGAAGAAGCCCGUUACGGAAGAAGCUGCUGCCGAAGUCACUGUAAAGAAACCGGUUCCUAAAGAAGAAGAGCAAGUGCCGGAAGAGGUAACUGAAAAAGUAGAAUUGAAGAGGCCGAAAAAGAAGCCGGUGAAAGAAGAAGCCGCAGAUGAAAUUACAAUUAAAAAGCCUGUUAUAGAAAAAGAAGAGGAAGAAGUAAUUACUGAAGAUGUUUUUAUUAAAAAGAAACCUGCUAAGAAAGCUCCUGUAUUAGAGGAAAUUGAGGAGACGGCCGUAACGCUAAAGAAAAAGGAACCUGUUCUGGAACAACCUAAAGAAGAGGAAGAAGUGUCUACAGAUGUUUUAUUAAAAAGAAAGAAACCUACUCCGAAAAUCGAAGAAGUUAUCGCAGAGGAAUUGACUAUCCAGAAAAUUGAAGAAGUAGAAGAACCGAAAGAGGUAGUCGAGGAGUUUACAUUGAAACGUAAACCACCAAAGAAGGUACCGAAACCCAUUGAAGAAAUUUACGAAGAUGUUACUUUACGCAAAUUACGACCAAAAAAGAAACCCCGACCGGAUAUCAAAGAAGUCACCGAAGUAGAAAACGUAACAUUUAGACCACGCUCUACAAAAAUGAAGGAAGAUGUGGAACAAGAAUUUAAGAUCUCGUUGAAUACAUACGAAGAGGAAGAUAUUUCUAUGUCCGGUAAAGUCCGUCUAAAGCCAAAGAAACGUCCGCUUACAUAUUCUGAAGAGACCGGCGAAGAAACGAUCAAAAUUAUUCAAGAAAUCGAAGACGAUUCCGGACCGGUCGAAGAAAUAAUUGAUGAAUCAGAAGAAGAAGGUAAAGAAGAAUAUAGUGUCGAGGAGCUCGAUGUCGACGAAAUGAGGAUACCGUUAAGACGCCGAAAGAAGAAACAGAAGGCUCCAUAUACCGUAGAAGAGAUUGAAGAAGAUGACGUUAAAGUGCAACUGAAACGCGAUAGGAAAUUUUCCUACGAGGAAACUGAUGCCGAAUCUUUGGCGCUGAAAUUGAAAAGCAAGAGACGUGUCUCGACGUAUGAAGAAGAAGAAGCAUCUCUCAGCAUUACUAGGGAAGAAGAGAUCUCCGUAGAAGAAUAUGUUGUUCGUGAUGGUGACACGAUGUUCUCAAUUUGUUCUUACGAGGCCGAAACAGAAGAAGCUAUUAAUUUGGUCGAGGGAGAGAAAGUUUAUAUUAUUGAUCAUACCAAUCAGGACUGGUGGUUUGUAAAGAAGCAUUUGACCGAGGAAAAAGGCUGGGUACCAGCGCAGUAUCUACUAAAUGAAGUGCAUUACACUAUUUACUUGCAACGAAAACUGCACGAGAAAAUCGAUAAAUUGCCAAUCUUUGAGAAGCCGGGCCCAGGAGAAAAAGCAUCAGCUCCAAAGUUCAUCGAGAAAUUACAACCAAUCCACACACUGGACGGGUACACCAUUCAAUUUGAGUGCCAAGUAGAAGGCAUACCCAGACCACAAAUAACAUGGUUCCGCCAGACUGCUAUUAUUAAACCGUCCGUCGAUUUUCAAAUGUAUUAUGACGAAGAUAACGUUGCGACCUUAAUAAUCAGAGAAGUCUUCCCAGAAGACGCCGGUAUGUUCACUUGCGUCGCAAAGAACGCUGCAGGCUUCGCAUCAAGCACUACCGAGCUCAUCGUCGAGGCACCAUUAUCUGAUCACGGAUCAGAUAUCACUGGUCCAUCAAGGAAAAGUCUUUCGAGAGAAUCAUCUCUCGCCGAUAUAUUGGAGGGUAUACCACCUACAUUCUCUCGAAAACCAAAAGCAAAAUAUGUAGACGAAGGUGAUGAUGUGUUAUUGGAGUGCCGACUAGUCGCGGUGCCCGAGCCAGAUAUAACAUGGUAUUUCAAGGAUACCCAGGUGGUCAGUCAACAAAACAUCGUAGUCGCGACCGAAAGUGACAUGCACAUGUACUGCAGCAUUGUGAAGAUCAGCAAAAUUCAAAAGAAGCAAGAGGGAAGAUACAAGAUUGUCGCAAAGAACAGGGAAGGCGAGGCCAGUAUAGAUAUCCCUGUGAAGGUGAAGACUGGAAAGAGCGAGCCGCCCGAAAUCUUGGAGCCAUUACAAUCUUACAUAAUCAAAGAAGGCGAGACUGUUGUCUUAUCCACUCAAAUAGUCGGCAAUCCAUCGCCCAAGAUAACAUGGUACAAGGACGGAAAGCCGGUGAAAGGCUUGCAACCAAAACAAGACAGACAUGUCAAUACAUUGAGUCUGAUUCAACCUCAGCUAGGAGAUACUGGGGAAUAUUCGGUCACCGCUGUCAACGACAUGGGCACAGCUGAAACACGAGCUACGCUGACCGUUGAGAUUAAUACCAAGUCUACACUCGUUGCACAGUCUACGAACGACAAGCAUGUUUCGUUCGUUCAGGAAGUGCCGCGUGGCGCACCGGAACCUCCGCUGUUCACUGAACGCUUCCAAGAAGUCGUUGUGCCGGAAAAAGGUACCUUUAGGUUAGCCGCCAAAGUCAUCGGGAACCCCGUCCCGGAGGUAACUUGGCUCAGGAACAACAAGCCGCUUGAAAAAUCACCCAAUAUUACGGAAAGUUAUGACGGCGAAAAUAUUCUACUCGAGAUUAGAAAUGCGGAUUCCGAGACAGAUGCUGGCGAUUACAAGUGCGUAGCAAGUAAUCCGGUCGGCAAAGCUUCUCAUGGCGCGAAAGUCACGGUGGACGUCGCCAAAGUCUCCUUCACGAGAGAGUUGCAAAGCAAAAUCGUGGUAGACGAAUAUAAAACUCUGGAGCUGAACUGCGAGACAUCCCACACUGUUUCUACAGUUUGGUGGCACAAUGACAAAGAGAUCAGCGGAAUGGAUCAUCGCGAGGUGAUUCAAGAAGGACGUGUGCACAGACUAGUCAUCAAGAAGAGCGGUGUUGCCGACGCAGGAACGUACAAAUGCACCGUCAAGAACCAGGUGACAUCUAGUAACGUUACAGUCAGGGCCACCAAGCCGGAGUUCGUCAGGAAGCUGCAGGACUUCGAAGUGAAGGAGCGUGACGUGGCGAUUCUGGAGGUUGAGAUCACGUCACAAACGGCAGACGUUACAUGGCGGAAAGACGGCGAAACGCUGACACCUAGCAAGGGCAAGCUGGAGUUCGUUAAAGACGGCACCGUCAGGAAACUUCUCAUCCGUAGCACAUCGGUGCACGACGAGGGAGAAUACAUUUGCGCCCUGCCGGAUGAGGAAUGCGCGGCGGAGGUAACGGUUGUCGAAUUGCCACCGGAGAUCAUCACUAUGAUGCAGGAUGUAAAUAUAGCUAGAGGCGAGAGAGCAACCUUCGAGAUCGAGUUGACAAAGGGUGACGCUCUGGUACGCUGGUUCAAAGACGACCAGGAGCUGCAAUUCUCCGAGCAUGUGCGCCUGUCGAUCGAUGGCAAGAAGCAGAAAUUGAAAAUCUACGACACGGAAGUGGAAGACGCAGGAAUCUAUUCUUGCCAAGUCGGGAAGCAAACUUCUUCGGCCAGACUGACGGUCGAAGAACCCGAAGUAGACUUCAUUAAAAAACUGCCGGACGUCACUCUGGUGCCUCUCAACACCGACGCAACCUUCCUUAUCGAAUUGUCGCGUGCCGAUGUGCCGGUGACGUGGUUGAGGAAAAGCGAGAUCAUCAAUCGCAAGCAAACUAUCAAGUACGACAUAAUCGAUGAAGGCAACGUCAAGAAACUCAUCGUUAAGAAAUGCACAACUGAAGAUAUCGCCGAAUACACCGCCGUAGUUGCCAAUGUGAAAACAUCAUCCAGAUUGAAAGUCGAAGUUAUCGAGACACCACCUAGGAUCAAUCCCGACACGCCCACAAAAUAUAAAACGACAAAAGGCGAAGAUAUUGAGGUCGUCGUGAAAUUCACGGCAACUCCAACACCAACUGACGAAUGGACGGUGAAUGGUCACGUUCUUAAGAAAUCUAAACGAAUUAUCACAUCCAUCGAUGAAUGUUCCGCCGUCUUAACGAUCAGAGACAUACAAGAAAAAGAUAUCGGUGAUUAUAACCUGAGGUUGACCAAUUCCCAAGGAGAGGACAGCAUAGAAAUUAACAUCAUCGUCAUGCAGGUACCCGGAGCACCAGGAACUCCCGAGCCUCUUGAGAUAACUGACAACAGCGUUACACUUCAUUGGAAACAACCAGAUUCAGACGGACAUUCCCCAAUCGUGGAAUACAUUCUAGAAUACUGCGAAAAGGCGGAAUCUUCAUGGAGCAAAGUCACGGAGACGAUAAACGAUACCACGCACAAGCUGACCAAGCUAACCACCAACAAAGAGUAUACCUUCCAUGUGACGGCUGUCAACGAGGUUGGACCGGGCGACACGUCACCAAAUACACCGUAUCUAAAGAUCUCCAAACUAUUAGCGUCCGAACCACCUACCAUCCUCGAGCCGCUCCAAAGCAUCGUGAUCGGAUUGGAAGAGACUGUCACGCUUUCCUGCGUAAUCGGUGGUAUACCGACACCUCGCAUUACAUGGUUUAAAAAUGAUGUUGCCUUCGAAGACAGCAGCAUCACAUACGAAAAUCGCAUGACUAAGUAUACUAUACAACGAACCACAGAAACAUCUUCGGCCACGUUCACGGUUAAGGCUCAUAAUGACGCGGGGACGGCGGAAACGUCGUGUCAGCUGAAGAUUCAGGAAUCUCCGAAGAUAACCUGUGACAAAGAUCUGACUAAUCAGAGGCUACCGGUGGCCGAUAAGUGGCAGAUCGAGAUUCGCUUCAGCGGUUUUCCAAGACCGGAGAUAACGUGGGAGAAAAACAACAAGAAGAUCACCGACAAACGCAUUUCUGUGGAAACGGGGAAGAAUACGUCUAUUAUCUCAAUUCCUUCGCUCGUGAGAGAUGACACCGCCAGCUACACUGCGAAAGCAACGAACGAAGCUGGUAGUUCGUCGAUAGAAUGUCAUCUCCGAGUCAUAGACAAGCCGAGCAAACCCCAAGGACCAGUUAUCGCGAAGGAGAUCAGACAAGAUCGCGUCACUAUUGAAUGGCGACCGCCGCUCGAAGAUGGUGGCGCAGAACUAGAGAGAUACACCAUCGAGAAAUGCGAAGCGAGCAAACAGAUCUGGACAAAAGUGGGCGACGUCGACAAGGAGGUUGAGAGUUUCUGCGCGCAGAAAUUGGAGCAGAACGUUUAUUAUGUGUUCAGAAUAGUCGCUACGAAUGCCGUUGGACCGUCAGAUCCCUUGGAAUCCGAACCGAUCAAAACAAGGACUUCAUUCGAACCACCGGGCCCGCCAAGAGGACCCUUCGAAGUCUCCGGGAUGACGAAGACGUCGUUCACGAUUAAAUGGGAGCCUCCGGAGAACGACGGCGGCACUCCUAUUACGGAUUACAUCGUCGAGAUAAAAGAGACGUCUAAAAAAGCUUGGCGACAAAUCGCCAGUACGAAAGGAGAUAUCACUAACACUAUCGUGUCCGAUCUGAAAACGGACACGUCAUACAAUUUCCGAAUAACAGCUAAGAACAGCGUCGGCACCAGUCCUCCGUAUACAGUAGAAGAAGCGGUCACGGCGGGCAAACGACCGAUGAUAAUAAAGCUUACAGAAAGCAGCAUAUACGCGCUACUAGGCAUAUUCCCAUCGACGAAAAUGGUCGUCGUCAAGACACCACCUUCCUGCCCACUGAACGUGCGAGUGACGAACGUCACGAGCAAGAGCGUCACUCUCAGUUGGUCGCCGCCGAUUAGCACAGGAGGAUCGGAAUUAAUUGGCUACGUGAUCGAGAAGAGGCCGUUAAUCGGAAAAGGCGCCAGAUGGACGAAGGUUGUAACUUUGGACGCAACAACGCAUCAAUAUUGCAUAGAAAACUUGAAGGAAAGCGAGUUCCUCUUCAGGAUCUUCGCGGAGAACAGCGUAGGACUUAGCAUACCGACCAACAGCGAACCAGUCACGCUGAAGACUCAUGCCAACGUUCCAUCACCACCUACAGCCCCGUUAGAAAUGAGACAAAUUGCGGCGAACACGAUGGUCAUCGAAUGGGGCAGACCUGAGUCAGACGGCGGCGCGCCCUUGGAAGGUUACAAAAUCGCUAUCAGAGACGCGAAAAAGACCAUGUGGAUGGAAGUAGGAAGAGUGAGCGCGGACAUCCAGAAGUUGAUGAUCAGAGACUUGCAAGAGAAUCAUGAAUACCUUGUGAGAAUCUUCGCACGUAACGAGAUCGGAUUUAGCGAUCAUUUGGAAUCAGAAGAGCCUUUUAAGAUCAUACCGACUUCAGAAUUGGAGCCGUUUGUGGAGCCAGUCGCAGAAGCUAUGGACAAAGGCGAGACCGCGUCGAUUAGCUUCAGCACGGAAAAUACGAGCUCAUGGUUGCGGGAGCAUAAUAUGGAUGCCGAUAUACAUUCGUACGCGAGAGCGAGAUUACUCCGAAAAGACGAGUACUUCUUCCGCAUUUGGCACUACGCUAAGCAGCUGUUCGAAUAAGCAUUUGUACACGUGUAAAUCUGUCUCUCUUUUUCUCUGAGCAUUCGCAUCGCGGUGUACUAUUUGUACGCAGUGUACAAAUGAUCCCUUCCGCAUUUUUCCAAUUUUGACUUUCCUUAUCGUUAUCAAGCUAUUUGUGUCGCGAGCUUAUAUACACGCCUGACUGAGAUAGCACAAUAUCGAAAGUACCAUUGAUCGUUUUUUUCUUCCCAUAGUACUACAAGUUAGCGAUCGUUAGAUAUAUGAAAACUAAGAUUCACGAGACUAGACGAGUGCUUAUCGAGUGCUAAUCUAGUCAGGAUAGAGUGAUCUUCUCUCUUUACUGUCGAAACGCUCAGAUAACUCACCAGUAUGUCUGUCACACGGGCGACGUCACCUUUUGUCUCGUCGUUCGAAUGCGAUUCUAUCGUUAACUGCUCGUGCAGGAAAUUAUUCAUAGUGAAGGUCCAAUACGCGCGUCUAAUCGCGACCAGUGGCGGACGACGAAGCGUGAAGUGUCCCCUAUAAUCACACGCACAGAAUGAUACAAAAACCGUGGCAUUCUACAAUUACUAACGAUGUAUUUAUAAUUGCGCGACUACGUAACGUUCGUUUCUACUUGUAAGACAAAGCUGAAGCUUGCGAUGGUUACUUUAGUAUUUAUUCUCCACGCAUAUAAUAUAUAUUGACUGUUUCUCGCGUUACUACUACCGUUACACUUAGUUGUUAAUUCUUACGUGUAAUAAUUUAUAUCGUCGAUAAGAUCGACGCACUAAAGGAUAACGAAGCGAAGAGAUACCACGCGUAGUUGGUGAAAGAGACGUAAAAUAUAGGUGCAACAAUAACAUCAUUUGAAUGAAACCAACGACACGUCGUAUACUUCGUUACAACACAACUUCGCGUUACCUAUGUUGUAAAAUAUUUUAUCAAAUAAAUUAUUGCAAAUUA